GAAUAGUCCCCAGAUUCUAAAUAUUUUCUUGAGCUCACUUUGCACAGUGCAAUAUAGCAAAGAAGGCAUUUCCACAAACCAUCUUGGCUGUGAGUCCUGGAACUGCUCCCUGCCUUGCAGGCCUUUCCCCACCUGGCCUGCGUAUCCUCAAACCCACUGAGGUGAAAAACCUGGGGAUGCAUCUUCCAUGUCACAUGACCCGUGUGAGAUCGUGUCUCUGAAAAAAAAAAUCAGGUCAAGAUUGCAGCUCAGGAUCAAUGUCAAAUGGGCACUGUACUCACAUACAAAAUAAAGGGAUGUUCCUGGUUUUCAGGACACUUGAGGGAUGUGGGCCUAGGAGGGUGGAGCCCUGAGUGACUCUUGCUACAAAAAGCUGAGGCUGCUGAAAAGACCUUAGGGCUUGGGGUAUUGUUUAUGGGGUUUGUUGGGGGGGGGGUUGUUAUUUAUAUUAAUUUUUUGUAUCUUUAUUUUAUAUUUUAUGAUUUAUGUGGCAAUGGUUCUGUUUGGUUGUGUACUUUUUGAUGUUUUAUUUAUUGUUUAUGACUACUUUUAUUAUGUUUGUAAUUAUGUAUUUUUCAUGUUGUAUGGCACCUUCAGCAUGGUUUUAACUUUGGAAAGGUGGCACACAAAUAAGAUGAUUGAUUGAUAUGCAGGAUGCAGCCCAUGUGUAGUUAGCAUGUCUGCCAGUCCCAUGUCUGGGGUUGUGGUGAUAUUUCCAGUCACUGUACAUAUGCCGAGAAAGCUGUGGCCAGUGAUCACUUCUCAGAGGAUGUAUCCCCCGAAGAAAAAGCCCAUGUAUGCAGUCAUCGUUAUAAGAUUCUGAACAUGUGUGAAGCACUUUUUGGCUAUAUGCAAUUGCCCUCUGUGUAGGAAUUUUUAAAAACAUGUUUAAGCAGCACCUGAGGAAUAUAUUUUUUUAAGUGAGGAUAAGCAACUGCUCUCAUUUUGCAUCUUUCUUGUUGGAGUUAAAUGGUUUGAGAAGAUUUAACUAUUUUAUAGGCUGACCCACAAAAUCCUUAAAUUAUACUCAGUUCAAAUAAGUGAUUUCUUCUGGAUAUAGAAAUCCCUGAAUUUCCCACAGCAGACCGGCUGCUCAAUUCCUUUGUUGUUUACCCAUAACUUUUCUCCCAGUAUCCCAAAUCACAAUAUUCUUUUCCAUUUUUAAUGAACUAUUAAAUGUCAAUAUUAAGAGCUGGAAUAACUUGCACAACAUGCUCUAUUGUUUCCUACAACACACUAAUUUCCUCCAUUUGUCAUAAAUUAAUACCCUUUUGAAAAUUAUAAUCUCCUGUAAGCAUUUUCUUAUGAGCUUUUACAGAAAUAAAUUUCCCGCUCACUAUGGUCUGCAAUAUUUCCCAGUUCCCAGUGCGUAUUGUGACUCAUAUUCUCAGUUAUGUUACAUCUCAAUAACGUAACUUCAUAAUCUCUCUUAGCCACAACAUGCCUUCCUCCCAACAACAUAGUAUCCACACUUCAGAUACUAGAUUUAUAUUUAUUUCCUAAUGUAGGAACUACUCCCACAGAGGCAUGAUCAGAAGGAAAUCAUUAGCAGUGCACAAGUCUCUUUCUCAAUUGCAGUAAAAAGUAAUCUAUUCUAGCCUAGUACAGUGGUACCUCGGGUUACAUACGCUUCAGGUUACAGACUCUGCUAACCCAGAAAUAGUACCUCAGGUUAAGAACUUUGCUUCAGGAUGAGAACAAAAAUCAUGCUCCGGUGGUGGCGCGGCAGCAGCAGGAGGCCCCAUUAGCUAAAGUGGUGCUUCAGGUUAAGAACAGUUUCAGGUUAAGAACAGAUCUCCGGAACAAAUUAAGUACUUAACCCAAGGUUGUUGUUGUUUAGUCGUGCCGAGCAGGGCACCCAAGAUGGACAGGUCAUAGUGGAGAGUUUUGACCAAACGUGAUCCACCUGGAGGAGGAACCGGCAAGCCACUCCAGUAUCCCUGCCAAGAAAACUCCAUGGACAAAGGCAACAGGCAUAUAACCUGAGGUACCACUGUAAUUUUGUAAAUAUAAAUAAAAUAUGCAAAACUUCUCAAUAGGUUGUAACAUGCACCAAAUUUCUAUUAAUCCCUCUGCCUCUAAAUUCAUCUGAAGGAAUGUUUGUUUCUAACUUGCCUUUGGACCUACCAAAGGUUUAUUUAUUUCUAUAACAGCAUUGAAAUUAUAGUUGCUAACUUAGAUAGCUUAGAAGGGAAUUACUGAAAUUGAGGAUAGGUAUAUCAGUAGCUAUUAAACAUGAUGACUAAUACAGUGGUACCUUGGGAUGCGAACGGGAUCCUUUCCAGAGCCCCGUUCGCAUCCCGAAGUGAACGUAACCCGUGUCUGUGCGUCUGCGCGUGCAUGGAUCGUGUUUCGGCGCUUCUGCGCAUGCGCGUGACAUCAUUUUGAGUGUCUGCGCAUGUGUGCGCGGCGAAACCCGCGGAGCACAACCCAAAAAUAUUCAUCCCGAAGCGUAUUUAUCCUGAGGUAUUAGGUAUGUAGUGCAGUUCUAAGGCAUAGUAAUAGCCUGCAAGAAAGCCCUGAAAUGGGGUGUUUGAGGCUAGGGACCUGCUGGAUCCAAAGUGUGGAUUCUCUUAAGAGACCCAAUCCUUGGGCUCUGGGGAAUGUGCCAGCCUUGAGUUGUUGGAACAAAAAAAAGUCUCCCCGCCCCCAUUUCCUCCCUUAGCAACACAAGCCCUGGGGCUUGGGAGGCAGUUCUGGUUCUGUAGCUCUAUUCUGCCCCACAGUUCCCCAGCUGGUAUUUAGGAUUAUUACACCUGUGAAAUUUCCAUGCCCUAUAAGUAGUUCGCUGCAGAAUAUUAGUUGUCAGUGGGCAGGUGCAGCAACUCUAGGGAGCCAAGGUGUCUUUGGCCCCCUCAGUAUUUGUUGGAAAUGGGUCUGGCCCCCUCAGUGUUGAGGGGGCCUGACAUGUGCUGUUACGGGCGUUGCACAUUGCACAUCGCAGCUUCAGCGGCUGGCUCCUCCAGACAAUGUGUCACGCGUGCAAUGUGCGCUGAGCCCUCUCAAUCUUGGGUGCAAUGGCGCCUCUGCCAGUGGGUGUGGGAGUAACAGCAGGUGAGGGGGGUUCUUAUUAUAUUCUCCAUCUAGUGCCAUCACUUCUGUCCGAUAAUGUCAGACUAAAUAUUGCCCUUCUUUGAAAUGGCCUAGUGUCUUACAUAAAGGACAAAUAUCUUUUGGAGGAUUAACAUUAGGAAAAAGUUCAGAUUAAAGAAAAAUCAAUAACGUUAUACAACUGAAGCUGUGUAGCAACACUUCAAAGGCUAAGGCCAAUAAGCUCCUGGCCACCAACUAAUUCAUUGCAUUUUCUGACAAGAAGGUACAAUUCUUAAUAAUUAUGAAAACACAUGAAGAGAGAGGAAGGCAAGGAGAGAGGUCGAGGGAGGGGGAGGGGAGAGAGAAAUUCUGUGAGUAUUUUAUGACAACCUCCCAAAACCUCAGACGCAACACAGACGCCUAUUAAUUUAUUCCUUUGCGUGGCCUGAGAGUGCUGACCUCCUAUCUAAUCCUGCCCUUCAGGGUUCUUCAUUUCCAGCACUGCUCAACCCAGUCAGGCCUGUUUAACAAUUCCUUUUCUGAAUUAGGCUCUUUGAAGAGGCCCACUUUCUGUUCAGUGACAUGAAAGAGAUACUGAUGCUGAUUAUCAAAGGCAUGUGCUCUAAACCACCAAGCGUCUAAUGCCCUGGGGAGGUAAUAUUAUCUCUGCCUUUGGAUUUUACAUCCUCCCAUUGCAAAGAAAUUGGUUGUUAACUUGUAGCUCUUCUCUGUAACCCCUUUCUCUCCCCUCCUUCUUCAAACCUCUUUCCUUGCUAAUUUUUCACGAGAUAUUAAUCUGAAAGUAAAUGAAUUAAUCGUUUAAGCAGGUAGGUCACACUAAGGCAGCAUGUUAUUUUUAAUUCAAUGCGCUAGGACUUUGAGAUGAGUUGUACCAGAGUGCUUAUGAGUGCUAAAUCAUAGAAACACAGAAUUGUAGAGUUGGAAAGGGACACUGAGGGUCAUCUAGUCAAACCUCUUUCCAUGCAGGAAUCUCAACUAAAGCUUAUAUAGCAGAUGGUCAUCCAAACUCUGCUUAAAAACCUCCAAGGAAGGAGAUUCUACCACCUCCUCAAGGAGACUGUUCCACUUUUGUACAGCUCUUACUGUCAAAAGUUAUUCCAGAUGUUUGGUUGGAAUCUCUUUUCUUGGAACUUGAAGCCAUUGGUUUGAGUCCUAGUCUCUGGAGCAGGAGAAAACAAGCUGGCUCCAUCUUCCAUGUGACAGUCCUUGAGAUAUUUGGAGAUGACCUACCAUGUCCCGUCUCUAUUUCCUCUUUUCCAGGCUAAACAUACCCAACUCCCUCAACUGUUCUUCAUAAGGCUUGGUUUCCAGACCCUUGGUUUCCAGGCUACCUUUGAAGCCUGGAGAGCAAGAGGGGUCGGUGCGCACCAACUCCUCUCGCUCUUCAGGCUUCAGCGAAGGCAACGCGAAGCCUCCAGAGCGCGGCAGGAGUUCCUGCUGCGCUCCGGAGGCUUCAGGUUCCUUUCGCUGAAGCCAGGCUUCAGGCGGCUAUCUUUGAAGCCUGGAGAAUGAGAGGGGUUGGUGUGCACCGACCCCUCUCGCUCUCCAGGCUUCAGCGAAAGCAACGCGAAGCCUCUGGAGUGCGGUGGGAGCGCUUUGGAGGCUUCGCGUCGCUAUCGCUGAAGCCAAGGAGUCUGCAUUCACUCCAUAAGACGCACACACAUUUCCCCUUAAUUUUUGGAGGGGAAGAUGUGUGUCUUAUAGAGCGAAAAAUACGGUACUUUUGGAAAAGCAAAUUCUGUAAGUAGGUAUGAAGACGCGUAAGUAACUUGGGCCAUGGGGAGUGGGAGGCAAUAAAGUAUAAAAGGGACACUGAGUCAUAAAGAAGUUUAGAUUUUCACCAGUGUUUAGAUAAUUAAGUUAUUCUAGGUAAACCAAUCAGAUUGUAAGCUAUUCUGAUAAAACUGCUCAGGCGUGAGGUGGCUUUAUUAUAUUUUAUUGAUUGAUUUUACUGUAUUGUUUUGUAUUAUUUUUAUUUCAAUAUGACCCCUGCUCCUCGAGAUCACUUGUAAUAAAGGGCAGGAUAGAAACCAAAUAAAUAAUUACCGAUUACAAGGCUACAGUGGUGCCUCGCAAGACGAAAUUAAUCCGUUCCGCGAGAGUCUUCGUCUAGCGGUUUUUUCGUCUUGCGAAGCAAGCCCAUUGACGGAUUAGCGCUAUUAGCGCUAUUAGCGGUUUAGCGGCUAUUAAAGGCUUAAAGGCUUAGGGGAUUAGCUGCUAAAAGGCUAUUAAAGGCUAUUAAAGGCUUAGCAGAUUAGAUAAAGGGGAAAAGCGAAAAAAAUCUCAAGACUCGCAAGACAUUUUCGUCUUGCGAAGCAAGCCCAUAGGGGAAUUCGUCCUGCGAAGCAACUCCAAAACGGAAAACCCUUUCGUCUAGCGGUUUUUCCGUCUUGCGAGGCAUUCAUCUUGCGGGGCACCACUGUAGUUGAUAGGAUCUAUGGGGAUCAAAUCCAGAUCUCCAAGUUCAAAAACAAUUGUCAUACCAAGUUGGCAAACCUUUAUGGUUAAGUAGCACAUGACACACUCAAGGGGAGGCAGUUGCCACGGAGUGGGGUGGGGGGAGAUGAACUAUUUUGUUCAGAUUCUGAGAUUCAAUUUCUGUCAUCCCCAAAUAGUGACAAUCACCUGAGAUUGGAAUCUGUACUUACAGAGGUAUGUGGGUAGGCAAUGCCUCACAAACCUCUUGUAGCCUCCAAAGCAAUAUGGUAUGAUUAUCUGAAGCCUCUUUUCAGAGUCCAGUUAUUCAUCAUUUUUUGGGUGUGGGUGUAUUAAGAUUCUGUUUCACAUGGUUGUAAAAAAUAGCUAUGUAAAAUGCAAUUUGAUAAGAUGUCUGCCUUAAUGUCUGCCCUGAGAAGUUCCCUAAGAAGGUUAAGAUGCUGAGGUAUGUUGCAUGAGUAGUUUCCUUCUUAUUUGCUUACAACAUGUUUUAUUACUUACCCACUAUUUUCUAAUAUUACUUAGCCAAAAAUACAUUUUCUUUUUCUUCAGCAAAAUGUGCAUUCUUCCCUUAUCAGGGCCAUAUGGGAGCCCAGAUUAAUGUUGGAUUGUUUUACACAAAGUUAUUUUGAAGAAUUGGCAUACAGAAUAUUCAUCUGAAAUAUGUCAAAAAUCUCUUUUAGCAAAUGUAUAGUUCAAAAUUGGGCCACAUGGAACUUUACCAAAAGAGGUGUAUCUGGGCACUAGUUAAGCAACUAGACAGAAAACUGAGAUUUAGCCAGAAAGUCUGAAAAGAAAACCUUAAAGUAGGAAUAGAAAACUUUCAGAUGCUAAUAUAUUUUAUUUAUUUUACUAAUUGCACAUUUGGGCACCCAGUGCUAGUACACUGCAUAUAUAGUGUUUGUGUGCAGUGCCUAUGGUUGUGGACACAGAGAAACACCCUAUUCCCGCCUCUCCCCAUAUGAACUGACCUGGAACCUGCAAUCAUAAUCUGAGGCUCUUCUUGGUGUGCCUCCUCUACAAGAGGUCUGGAGGGUGGCAACACGAGAAUGGGCCUUUUCUGUGGUGGCUCCCCAUUUGUAGAAUGCUCUCCCCAGGGAUGCUUGUCUGGCAGCUUCAUUACAUAUAUUUAGGUGCCAGGUGAAAACGUUUCUCUUCAACCAGGCGUUCAGCUGAUUAACUUUCUAUGAUUUUUUAAAUGUGUUUGUGGAAGAAGGGUUAUUGGCUUGUUUUUGUUUUAUUAUGUAUUUUGUACUCUUAUUUUGUAUUUUUCUGUUGUGAAGCGCCAUGGGAUCUUCGGAUGAAGGAUGGUAUACAAAUCAUAAUAAUUAUGGAUUUGGAGUACAGUGUGAAUUCCUUUUGAAAUCUGUGGGAGUUCAGUACUGUCUUUUAGUUCAAUAAGCUAUGGUCUGGUGCAGGGCAGCCAAAACCUGUGGUCCUCCUAAUGCUGUUGGACCAGAAUGUAAUAUGGACCACAGAUAUCUUGUACUCCGACUUGCACAAAACACAAAACUGAUAUAUAGGAAGCAGACUGUUCACAUUAAACAACAGUAUGGAUGAACCCUUCCUUACCAACAGCCACUCUCUCUGUCACUUCCCAUGGUCAGUUGUCUAUCUACACUGGGCAUCAGUUUCCUACCAAUUACUGUACUACUUCCUUUCUUUGGUUGCUGGCCUAACCUGACCACCAGCUUAUAUAUUCCUGUGUCAUAUACAUCCAUUUGGAUUCCUGCCCCAGGCUGGUUGUUGACCUACAGCGCAUAUAUAGAGAGAGUGGUUCCUCGGGUUAAGUACUUAAUUCGUUCCGGAGGUCCGUACUUAACCUGAAACUGUUCUUAACCUGAAGCACCACUUUAGCUAAUGGGGCCUCCUGCUGCCGCCGUGCCACCGGAGCACGAUUUCUGUUCUCAUCCUGAAGCAAAGUUCUUAACCCGAGGUACUAUUUCUGGGUUAGUGGAGUCUGUAACCUGAAGUGUAUGUAACCUGAAGCGUAUGUAACAUGAGGUACCACUGUGUGUGUGUGUUUGUGUAUGAACAUGUAGAUUCUACAGGUACACAUUUAUCAAAAUUCCAGCUAUAAUCACACAGCUGCAGCUGUAUGCACAAUCAUUAAGAUAACAUCUGAUCCAGCUGUUUUGCUGUGGUGGCUUUGAAGCUGCAUAGCCUGUUGGCCUUCUGGAGGCAAUAAAACAUCAUUUAUUUGUGAUUAGCUGCAUCCUGCCUGAAGUCAUACAUUUCUUGUAGCAGCAAUAUAGUAGCGAGAGGUUACACACAAUAACAGUGUGUCUGUCUAUUGUGCCUAAGAUGCCCCAAGUAUACAGAUGAAACACAUUGGUGGCCUAAACCAUGUGUCCAGUACGCUUGAAAGACUCUAAUUAUGGCAUAGACAGAAAGCAAAGCUUCAGCUUUUACCAAAGCAUAGUAACAUGCUCCUAUGUUGGUUUUUUUAAAAAAAUAAAAAUGCUAGAAUUAGCAUCCUUUCCAGACCAAUGACUGUGUGAAAAGGGGAGAUCAGGAUUAAGUCUUCUGCCAUCCUUCUCGACUGCCACACUUUUAGCUCAAUGUCCAACGAAACUGAAUCACCUCAAGGUUGGUAUAUCUCUUAUUUAGCUAUGGCAAUGAUUACUAUUACUUCCUGCCCCACAAAAAAAAUUGAGUGUGGUGAGAUGUUGGAUCAGGAUGGUUUGAUAAUAAUAAUGAUCAUCAUCAUCCACUUUUGGGGUCAUAGGUUACACUUGCAAGUGCCGGUAAACAUAUUAAGUGAGUUAAAAGUGAUUACAAGAUCCAUAUAUUCAUGCAUGGGUAAUGAAAUGAUGAAAGGAGCUUGUUUCCAGUCAAGCAACCAAAGAAAGUCACCUCUCACCUUUACUUCUGAUGUCUCAUGAUUGCUUGUGCUGGAGGAGUUCGCGAUUUAUUUAUUUUUUACGUCUUUGUUAAAAUUCACUAGCAUUUUAGUGUGCAUUUUUCCUAAUACGCACCAUUAUUUGCAUGCAAUUUUUUUGCCUAGUAUGCACAUUUUUGCAAGCAAUUAGAAUGCAUUUUUGGUUGCCGUUUUCACUAUCAUGUGUAUUUUAAUGCAGCCUUUUAUCUAAAAUAUGCCUUUUCGUACACAAUAUUUUGGGCUGGAGAACUGCAUUGCGAAAGUGUGAAUUUCAAAGAUAGCUUCAAUUCAAGUAUCAUUUCAAGAAGUGCAAAUUAGGUAGCUUUGCAUUAAAAUAUGAACUGAACCAAUUUCACCCACAUCUCUAUACCUUUUCCUGUCUGUGUGAUGACUUUAUGUAUUUAGUUGUACAUAAAAAGGCUUUAUUGGUACAUGUAGCACCUUGCUUGAAGGCUAUGGGGCAGGAUCACUCAACACAUCCUUGUACCCAUGUUCUAUAAGACUGGAGUGAUAAUGUCUGAUACUCCAUUAAAAAUCAUAUACUUCAUAAAACAACAUUUUCAAAAAAAUUCACUAGCUGCAAAAUGUGUACAUUUUUAUUCAUCUGUUUUAGAACCUGUCCUUUGAGCAUAAUUAGAUGAAUGGAGAUAAUAAUAAUAAUAAUAAUAAUAAUAAUAAUAAUAUCAAAUCAGUCUGUUUUCUUCAUACAAACAGUCUUGGCUAGUUUCUUUGCCAGCUGUUUUUGAAAGCCUGUGUUUUUGAAAACUAUGUAUUAACAUGGCCAAUUGGAUCUGUGCAAGAAAUAGUUUCUGAACCCAUUUCCCCAUUCUCAAUCUUUUGCACAUUAAAGUACAGAAUCGUCUUUGUUUUAUUUAAACAUGGAGUUAAAAGAAGGCUCUUUCCCCUCUAGCUACAGCAUCCAACCAUAGUUAAGCAAUGAUCAAAGAGAUGCUGGUGGUCUAAAGCCUGGAUUGUUCUAUUUUCCCAGUUGUCAACACUUGCCUAGCAUAUCCUAUCGCCCAAUUCUGGGUUGUUGUUUUUCUCAGUAGAAAUUUUGCAUACAAAGCAAGAAAUGUAGCUUGUGGUUAGGGAAUAAUACCAUUCUUUUUAACCAUCCUCAGUCAGCUAUUUCAGUCUUAAGCAACCACAUUUCAACAUUGUUUGCAUGGGCAUGUUAUGACAUAUAUACAUGGAUAACUUAAAACUGAUUUUAAUAUAUUAAAUUGGUUUAUUCCCCCCCCCACACACUUCUUUUCGACAAAGCACAUAGUUAAAACUAGAAAUAAUAUAAAUAGUUAAAACUGCUGAAUUUGUUCUCACAAGAUGUACUGGUGGCCACGAGUUUCAAUGGUUUUAAAUAUAAAUUAGACCAUGAGGAUACAACUGCCAAUGGUUGCUAGUUAUGAUGACUGUGCUCUAAUUCCACUAUCAAAGACUGUAUGCUUCUGUAUACUAGUUUCUGAGAAUCACAGGUAUGGACACUCCUGUUGUAUUCUGGUCCUCCCUGCAGGGUUCCCAUAAGUUUCUGGUUGGCCACUGUGAGAACAGGAUGUAGGACUAGAUGGUCUGAUCCAGCAGCUGCUCUUGCGUUAUUAUCAAUGGUUGAUGUUUGAGACUUUUUAUUGGGGAUAAUGGAUGGGUUUUGAGUUACAGCUUUAUUUUAUACGCACUUAGUUGAUGCAAGGAGUAGCACUCAACUAAAUCUUUACUCAGAAUAGACACACUGAAAUUAAUGAGCAUAAUUAAGUUAGAUCCAUUAAUUUCAGUAGGUCUACUCUGAAUACAAGUUAGUUGAAGGCCACCCGUGGUGUUUUAACCUUUCAACUAAUGAUGUCUGGUUGGUGUUCCCCUCCCCUCCUGAUUUCUGCAUCCACUUUGUUCAUUGUGACACGUAGCUGUAGCAACACAAUUAUGCUGGCAUUGUACACUACAAAGUAUAUUAUGUUCAUACAAUGUUGCAUUGGGGUUUCUUCCAGUUGUUAGCUGGGAAGCUUACUGGGGUGUAUGGGAAGGAUUGGCCUGUAAAUCUACAUUUCUUUUUUUCUUUUAAGAACUGCAGUGGUUGUUUUUUGCAGUGGUUGUGUGUGUGGUUGUUGUUUUUUUGGUCAUAUAUAUUUGACAAUAUAGAAUUGGAAGGGGCAAAAUACAUGUAGCACAAUCAUUUACUUGUUGAACUGCAGGUAAUUCUUGCCGCAACCCUCUUUCGAUACAUUUAUGAUGUAGCUUCCAACAUAGCUCAUGUCAGUAAUGUUUGUAAAGAGAAACAACCAUUGACUCAUCAUUAGCGACAUUCACUCAUUUAUCCAUUCACCAUUCCAACAUGUCUGAAAGUGGAAGGUCAACUGACCUCUGCCUCCCUAUUACAGUGGUACCUCGGGUUAAGAACUUAAUUCGUUCCAGAGGUCCGUUCUUAACCUGAAACUGUUCUUAACCUGAAGCACCACUUUAGCUAAUGGGGCCUCCCGCUGCUGCUGCACAAUUUCUGUUCUCAUCCUGAAGCAAAGUUCUUAACCCGAGGUACUAUUUCUGGGUUAGCGGAGUCUGUAACCUGAAGCGUAUGUAACCCAAGGUACCACUGUAUUAAACUUCCACUAUUUAAGGAAGAGUUAGUUUUAAUAUAUGCCUUGGAAAGUAGGUAAAUACGUGCAUUUGGGGACUAAGUUUGGAGUAGAUGCCUCUUUGGGUACUUUAAACUAUCCAAGCCUAGAUAGCUCAGAUGGUUAGAGCAUGGUGCUGAUAAUGCAAGGUUGCAGGUUUGAUCCCUGGAUGGGACAGUUGCAUAUUCCUGCAUUGCAGGGGUUUGGACUAGGCAAUCCGCAGGGUUCCUUCCAACUCUACAGUUCUAUGAUUUCUACAAUCCUUUUUUUCAAGUCAGGCUCUCCAUCUACAGUGUAUUUGUUUUUUGUUUUUGUUUUUUAAUAAUUCACAUACUGAUUGUCAGAAGAAAAACUCUGUCAAGCAGUGGCUUAUUUAAAGGGAAACACAGCUUCUUCCAACAUGUAUUGUAGUUGUCCAGCUAAGAAACCAUAGCCCUUUUAUAACCAGAGUGAUUCUAGAACUGAGCAAGCCAGACAGUUUGAAGGUGGAGCCAAACCAUAGCAAAGCAAGCCAACAAUUUGAGUCAGGUCGGUGAAGCUGACUAAGUGCAUAUGAGUGCUCAAAAGAAAAUACAUCAUUGAUAUAUGAGGUCACUGCGACCGCCAGAUGAGAAUGCCAGAACAGGCUCCCUGCCUUGGCUCUGCUGUGCUCAAGCAUAUGCAAAGCAGAGUCUUGGGCCAGAUUUUCAGCACUGAACGUGAUCUGGGCUUUCCUCAAUGUGAGAACCUUGCAUGGAUGUGUGGGGUAAACAGCUUGCAUUUCAUAGACCCCAAUGUACCAAACAGCAGCCAAGUAAUGACACUCCACAGCUUACAAGUCUGAUUCCACUAAAUUUAUGUAUCCCUUGGGUAUCAUGAGAACAACUGACUUGCCAAAAGAGCUGACAUAUUCAAACCCAAGCCCUAUGGUUUUCUUAGUACAUUCUACAGGCCUGAUCCUAUUACCUGCUAUACUAGCUAAGUAAAUCUUAAGGAUCUGGUGUACAGCAGCUGCUAUAAGACUAGAACGAUGUCAUGCUCUAUGUAUAUCAUUGCAGCGCCAUACUAACUUGACCCACUGCCGUGAUCGCUUAACGGCAAUCCCUUAAAGGGAGGGAGAAUCUCAAAUUGUUUCGGUAGAGUGUAUCAUCAAAUAUUCAAAUAGACCAAGAACCUUAAAAAUUGCAACUUUGAAGACUUUUAUUUGUCUUUUCAAAUAUGGGAAUGCUAUGAGCUUUGCCAACAGUAGGGUUUGUGUAAUAUUAAAAUUAGAUCAUGAACCUUAGACAUUACAAUUAUGGAGACUUAUUUGUCCUUUCAAAUGCAGGAUUGUUAUCAACUUUGCUAAUAUAUAUUCAUCAGUGUGAUCUUAAUGUCAGCUCAGGAUAGAUUCCCAUGCUUCAUUGCUGAGAUGGUAUGGACCUCCCACACAAUUGAAGCCACUUUUGUUUUCAUUUGGGAAGCCACUGGUUUCAAAGCAGUCCUAUGUCGGUGGGGGAGCAGAAUUCUAUGUUUGCCUAUAAUAAACCGGCAUUUUACUUAGUAGAGCUAAGAAACCCAACUGAGUAACAAAAAUACUGGUUAUGGUGGUUUACAAUUAGCAUUGAGGCAACCCUAAAGUCUCUUACCAUCUAACACAUUUCGGAAUAAGACUGAUGUUUUCAUUGACUUCAAGAUAAAUGAAACUAACAAGUCCAAUUUGGCAAAGUAUUGUCAGAUUUUUAAAAGCCUCAAGCAUAAGAGCUGUUUGGAUCUGGGCUUGUGACUUGCAAGUUAUUGCUAACAUUAGCUAUGUUAAUCAUUUCACUCUUGAGAAAUUGACAGGAGGGAGAACUUUGGCUGAUCUUUUGAGUUUUUAUAAAUCCCUGUUGGUUUUGCAGUCCCUUCUCUAGAUGUAUAAUUACCCGCCUGGCUCCUAUUUUGGUAUUGUUUUAUUGUUUACUCUUCUUUAGUUCAAGUCACCAAAUCUGAGCAAAACAUUGCCUCCUGUUGUGCUGCAAGCUUUAAAAAAGGUCAGAUUUGCAGGAGCAGGGAAGCUUUGAAUUACCGUAUUUUUCUCACCAUAACACUCACUUUUUUCCUCCUAGAAAGUAAGGGGAAAUGUCUGUGCAUGUUAUGGAGCGAAUGCCUACGGAUGGCGGGGGGAUCUGCUGCAUUCGUAAGCAGAGGAUCCAUGGUCCCCCUUCCUUCCCUCCUCCGUGGCUCACUUUGAAACAGCAAAGUGGGAGAAGAGCCUCUGAGUGGGGAGGAGAGAGGGACAGAGAGCCUGCUUGCUUUAAAGGAGCAAAGCGGGAGAGGAGAGGAACUGUUUACACGAGUCCAGAGCUGUUUUUUUCAGCGAGCCGGGGAGGAGGGAGAGAACAGCUCACUAAAUAGCAGCAAAGUUUUUCGCAAGCAGGCUCUCUGUCCCUCUCUCUCCCCACUCAGCUGGCUAAAUAGCAGCAAAGUUUUUCAGCGAGCCGGGGAGGAGGGAGAGAAGCAGAGCCUUUAAAGGAGCAAAGCGGGAGAGGAGAGGAGCCUUCUCCUCUUAUACCCCUCUUCUGCAUUAUUAGCAGCAUCCUUCUCCACACACCCCACACGUGCUCCUUGUCCCUUGAGUGUUUUUCCUUCCCUCCCCACUUAAAACAUGGUUACAAAGCACGGAUCCACAUGGAUCCUCAGGAUUUUUGCACUGGGUCACCCCAAAUUCACCAUCAGAUCACAUAGCAUGUCCAUGGCUACAGCUUGCACCAAAAAAAUCACGUACCCACUGUUGCCUGGGGCCACAGUGGUGCAAAAACGUGGUUACAAAGCAUGGAUCCACAUGGAUCCUCAGGAUUUUUGCAUUGGGCUACCCCAAACUCACCAUCAGAUCACAUGUCUGUGGCCACAGCAUGAACCACAAAAAUCAUACAUCCACUGUUUCGUUUAGAAUAUUUUUCUUAUUUUCCUCCUCUAAAAACUAUGUGCGUGUUAUGGUCGGGUGCGUGUUACAGAGCGAAAAAUACGGUACUUGCUGGUGUUUAAAGAUGAUAUAGGAGAAAAGAUCAUUUCAAAGCCUCUUGCUGUGCAUUUCUUAAUUAAAAUUCUUUCUAAAAUAUAAAUGUGGGGAGAAGGGAGGAGUGGGACAGACUGACUUCUCUUAUUUGUUGAGUUUUAUUUUUUAAAUCAUAAUGCAGUUUUGAUCAUUUAUGCUGCAAAUAAUGGUGCAAAGGAAUGGCAAGUGCAAUAAUCAACAACUAACUUAGCACCAGAUGUGAUUCUGCACUUAAAAGCAGCUUUGCAUACAAAGAGGAAACUGAAGUUCUAUAUUCAACCCAGCUUAAAGUUCCAUGGAUUUCAACAGGAAAGUUAAGCAUAUGUUUAGCAGCCCACUGAGAUUAUUAGCACUUAAAUGUGCUUAAAUCAUACAAAUUCCUGUGUAUUCCAAUGUGGUCUUCCAAUACUGCAAUUCCCCAUUUACAUAGUAUGUAUUUGCAAUGAUUUAGUUAAGAGCAGUAAAUUUAUUCAAUAAAUAGAGCCUAAUGUCAGGAAUGAAUGACCUCUACUGUAGUGAAUUUUUCCAACUACAUAUCCCUUGCAUCUGCUGACCUGCCUAGAACACAGCUUUCCAAGCUAGGGCUUAGGGACCUAUUUACAUAUAUGCUCUAUCUUUUUUUCAUAUGGUUUACAAAGUGCCUCUGAGCAACUUGAACACAAUGCAUAAUGUUGCUGUGGGUAGCUGAGUCUGGGUUCUCGACCAUUGACUUUUGGUCUCCAAUAGGUGUUAAGGGGAGACAAUGAAGUAUGGUGAUCAUUGGCCAGGGAGUGGGGGAAGAAUACAGCUUUGUAAUCCUCCCAGAGCAUAGCAUAUCUGUGUCAAAUGUAUGUGUGUAGUAUGGCAGAGUGAGAGCACAUGUAGGAUGGUAGCUGACUAAACUAUACUCCAAGUAGACCCAUUCAAACAAAUGGACUUAAGGUAAUCAUUACUAACUUAAGUCCACUGGUUUCAAUGGAUCUAAGUAUGCCUUAAUUGGAUGCCAGCCAUAAAAUCCAUUAUAGUAAUACAGAGAACAGAUAAAAUCCAAACAUAUUCAGAGGAGAUUUUAUCAGCUGUGUUAAGCAAAUACAUCUCUUGCCUGGUUCUAGGAAAAAGCAACUUAAAAGGCAAAACCCUAAGCAGCCUAACAAUGGCUUUCACUCAUGUGUAAAAUGUGCAAAGGCCACCUGUCAAAUCUCUGGUGGAAAACAGUAUUUUUUAAAAAACAUGGUAGCUGGCUGGUUGCCAUAUUGAAAUAUUGAAGUGUCUGAGAAUUUGUGAGUCUUUCUUCAAAGUGUAUCCUUCACCUCUACAGUAACUAACAAAUGCGCUGGCUAAUAGAUAUGGAGACAGCAGGCAAUCACAGGUUCUUAUUGACAAUAGUUAAUUUUACCUUUAAAAAAAUGUUCACUUUUCCACCUUAAAUAGUCAUCACUGAUUGUCUGUGAUAUACACAUACACCAUGUACAUAUGAUUAAUAUAAAUGUAUGAAUUCCUUCCCUCACUCAAGUCUACAUUUUGCUAAGCAGAUCACAAAUGGGUGCAACUGGAAACGGAACUUUGCACUACUUGGUUCACAUCCUUUCAGAUAAAAAUACAAAAAUUUCAGUAACAUUUAUUUGAUUAUAUCAACUUUGAAUUUUCUGCACAAAAGUGUAUAGGCAAAAGUAACAAUAAUAAUUCCUCCACAUUACUGUACUCUUUCUCUGUGCUCUUUCUGAUGCCUACAAAAAACUUUCUUGCUUAGGCAUGCCUAACCAGAUGUGUAAACCUGACAUGUUUUUUAAUCUGUAAUUUUAGCUUGUAGUGUCAUUUUAACUGUUGAUUUUAUUCUGAUUUUUCAAAACAUCAGAUUCUAUUGACAGUUUUAAUGUUCAUUUUAUAUUAUUUAUAAACUGCUUAGAGGUUGGAUUUACAAUUAAGUGGUAUACACAUUUGCUUACAUGAAAUAAAAUAAAUAAAUUACAUUUGCCUGCUAGAGGCAACUUAACUUCAUUUAAUUUAAUGCAUUUAUAAAUGUAGAUCAUUGCCAUAUGUUGUUUGAGGAUAAAAGGGAAUUAAUAUUUACUAUGGCAAACCUGUCAUUAUUUAAAGUAAUAAGUCAUAUUUAAAACACAAUCUUAUAGCCAGCUGUAGAGCCAUAGGUUUCAACAAAAGCCCUGUGGUGCCAGGAGAAAGCCAGAUAUGCUGCCACCAUGACAGAUACACCAGCAGAACUGCUCAGAUACACUGGGAAGAGUCAUAUGGGAAGAGAUACAUAUGGGAAGAGUCAUGGUUGUGCCAUGGGCAACACAUGGUGUGACUGUUUGUGAGAGGAAGCAGACCAUAUUCUAUACUCCUUCAGUUCACUGCCAUAUAUGGUGCAACUUCACAACAAUAAUUUCUCCAUCAACAGUGUAACUUUCCAUCAGAAUGGACACAAAGCACUUCCUCUCAUAUUUGUUCACCAUGCUUCUCAUGCCAUGGGUGUUCCCACCCUUGGGCAAGCUUGAGAAGCCCCAACCUACUUCCCAACAGCAGGAGGGAGCAAGCUUUCUCCAUCUUCACGUGGCAGUCUUUGCUUUCUCUGCAGCUCCAAGUACCUUAGCGGGACCAAACUCAAAAGCUCUUCCCACUGUUACCAGCUCCAGACUUGGAACUGGGGAAAGGAACAGGACAUUGCCCCUGGCCGCAUGUUUUGUCUUAGUUGCUGGGCCAGCAAAAUCCUGUGGCUCUCAGCAGUGCAUGCUGCUGUUAUCAUCGGCACAUGUUGAUGCCUAUGGAUUUCUGCCAAGCUACAGCCUACAUUGCUUGGACUGCUCACUUAGCACACAAACACUCUCCCCAUUUUUGUGUGCUCAGUCACACAGAGGACAGUAGGUGUUCCGCAACACUCCCACACAUCCAUGGGGUCCCAUAGUAUCAUAAGAACUUUUGUUCGUAGACUGACAUGACUCUGAAUGCUUCCAGGACCUUUGGUAACCCCAUGAACAUUCCGGCAUUUUACAGCCUUUCUGCCGCCCCUUUUUGAUGUCUUCACAAGUGGUGCUGGUUGCAGGGAAUGGGCAGUCUGUGGCAUAUAAACUACAGCCUGCCCAGAAGAAGUCACCUGGCACUGGCCUCUAGUUGACAUAGUAAAUCUGCAAGAACCAAAAGGUAUCUAGACCAAUGUUCUUGGGUCUGCAGAUGUUAUUGGAUAAAAUUACCAGGGAAGAUAAGCGUUGGAGCCACUGGCGGAGGAAGAGGAGAGCGGGGGGAGUGCACCGCCCCUGGCAGCGUGAUCCCGGCAGGGUGCCAUCGUGGCUGCCCCCCGCCCAUGCUGGGCGCCACGACCCCACAGGCAGUGCCCCCCAGGAUGCACGCCCCACCCCCAGGACAUGCCCCCAGGAUGCACGCCCCACCUGCUCUCCACCCCCUGGUGCCGGAGCAUGAAGCUCCACCACUGAUUGAAGCCCCGCCACAUUUGAGGUCCCAAGGUUGAAGAGCCUAGUAAGAUUUGAAGGUAUAGUGGACCCACCACUUGUGCAAGGGUUCGGUUUUGGGGGUCCGCAUGCAAAGGCAAAAUUCUGCAAAGUCAAGAACCUCCUGGAACUAUUUCCCUGUGAGGUGGAAGACUGUUUUUAGGGUAGCCAUAUUUUGAAGAGCAAAAAAAGAGGACACAUUUGCCGGCUUCUACUUUUAACUAUGGAUCACUAUGAAGACUCUCAUUUUACAUACCCAUGAAAAAGAGGAUGCGUCCUAGAAAAAGAAGACAUCUGGCAACCCUAGACUGGGGUCUGGGAUAGAGGCGUGCGGGCUCUGGGACGCCACCAGAGCCCUUGUGCCUCCUUCCCAAAGCCCCGUGUCUCACUUACCUGGUUUUGUGGAGGCAGCAUCCAAGGGCUCAGGGAUGCGGUCAGAGCCCCACCCCCUUAAAGUUUAGUCAGCAAGAAAACCUGCUGGGUGCACAGGUGGGGGGGAAAUAAAUAAAUGGAGAGCAGAGACAGCAGUGGGUUUCCCUGGCUCUCCAUUUAUUUAUUUAUUCCAUACCGGCCCACAUAAGGUUGUGAUGGAGCAAGUAAAGUGAGCGCAAGUUGUGGGCUUACUGUACUUAUUGAACUAUGGAAACUACUAAUUGUUCAUGAACUUAGUAUGUAUAAAGUACACUGCUACAAUAUAUCAUUUUUAUGGGGUGCAAACCACUUUGGGUAGAGUAAUGUAGGAAGGUUAUUUACAAAAUGAAAUUAAGUAAAUAGGACCCACCAGAGGUACAUGGCAAUUCAUCUCCAGUUUUGGGUGAACAGAUUUAUCUGCUGAGUUCAUCAGCUUGAUUUUGCCUAUUUCUAUCAUUUUCAUCUCUGUUUAUACUUCCUGUGCAAUUUCUUAUAUUUGAAAUGUUGACUUGGUAAAAGAAACUUCCAGAUAGGCGUGGAAUUCUGGACAGGCCAAGGCCUGGCAGUGAAACUCUGCCCUCAAGUGGAACCAUUAAAAAGGACUUGGCUAAAUGAACAGUCCAUAUGACAAUUUUAUUUCCUUAAUGUCCCUUACCCAUCCAGAGACAGCAGACUUUGAGAAGUUUAAGCAAUACGUGGGAAAGUGACAACUUUGUAAUACAGUACAUCUCUACCAGGGUCAUUGAGGAUGUCCGAUAACAAACAAACAAACAACAAUCACCCAGGUUUCUGAACCAAAAAUAAAGAAAUCCCCCCCUCUCUGCUCACAUUUGCUCUUCUUUCUGCUUUUAUCCUAUGAAUUUAUGUCUCCUACAACAAAAAGAAAACCUAUUGUUCAAACUGUUGGUGUUCGCUGUACAGUGUAUAUGAACUACAGAUUAAGACUUUAGUAUUGUGGAAAGUAAUUUUAUCAAUUUAUUUAUAUAUGUUCUAUAAUCCAGUUUUCAGUUUGGCAAACAGUAUUAAUUUUUACUGCCUUUUCCCUUUAAAAAUGCCAUUCACUAUGUAUUCUGCUAUCAGAGCAUCAUUCUAGUGCUGCUACUAUUUUUUGUGUUUGCAUUCAUACUAUAAAGCACAUUUAAAGCACAUUUCUCUCUCCCCCAAAUAUCCUGGGAACUGUAGUUUGUUAAAGCUGGGAACUGUAGCUCUAUGACAGAUAAACUACAGUUCACAGGAUUCUUUGGGGGAAGUCAGGUGCUUUAAAUGUAUGGAGCUAUGUACAACUGCCAGUAAUGUAUAUCAGAAGCUGUUGUCAUCUCUGUGUCGCUGCCCCCUGUGGUGAACAACUGGAACUUUCUUGACAGAAAGGAGUAUACAGUAAAGGACUUCCUUUUUCACAGAUCCUUGUUUGAUUGAGAAGACCUACCUGAGCUUUAGUGCAUAGCUGUCAACUUUCAGAUUUGAACAUAAGGGAUCAGCAGCCUCGAAAAUAAGGGAUCAGCAGCCUCACCUGUCCCAGGGACAGUCUACGGGAUAUCUAACAAUCUUGGAUAGCAGUGGGAAGCAGCGGGAAACGGCGUAGGAAUAAGGGAAUUUCCCGCAAAAAAAAAAAAGGGAAGGCUUUAGUUUGUUUCUGGCCUUGCUUUUUUAAAAGGGUGUUACUCCUGGCUUGUUCUACAGGUCUUGCCUUCAGGUUUGCUUUCUGGUGCUGAUUACUCAUCAGUUCUGACCACUGUCUUGUUUCAUGGCUGCUCCUAACCCAUCUAUAGCCCGGCCCUAACACGGAUCAAUCCUAUACAUGCCUGAAGUAACUCCCAUUGAGUUCAGAUUUUCAGAGUUCAGGUUUGAUAUUUAUCCUCCUAAUGGAAGUCUUCUAUUGCCUUCUGUAUGGCUCGGAUCUUAUUCAGUAAUGCUUUUGUUGAUAUAUCAAAGUGUGAGAUUUAUUAACCUGUUGGCUUAAUGCCCGUUGGAACUCAAAAAUGGAAAAAGCAUUGCCUUGAUUGGAUACUAUGCUUACUUGACUUGUAUCAGUUUAUGGCAUUUUUUUGUUGUUUCCUCAUAUUAUUUUUAAAAAUGCUCUGAACACACUUAAGUCAUAGCUGUCAACUUUUCCCUUUUCUUGCGAGGAAUUCUAUUUGGAAUAAGGGAAUUUCCCUUAAAAAAAGGAAAAAAGUUGACAGCUAUGACUUAAGUGCUGUAUAAAUACUUAGUAUUGUUAUCCUUUUAGGUUCCAUGAUUGCACACACUAAACAAAUCUUUUAGGUUCUACUAAUCCCCGCCCACCUUCUAGACUGUGGUGUCACAGUGCUGGGAUUCUCAGCCAAUGAGAUUCCAUGUACCUCCACCCUCCCACCUUUCUCCCUGUCACUUAACCAGCUUUACUAUUCCUAGUGUUUUCCUGUCUGUCCCACCUGCAGGAACAUGUCACUCCUGACUAGCAUUUGCCAACUUGAAUUUACUGCUGCACCACUAAUCGCCGUAAACAUUUGUACAGUAUACCAAAAUGGGAUGCUGAUCUUCUGGAAUGUGUCCAAAAGCUUGGCAUCAUCUGAUAGAUGUUUCAACCCAACGCCAUAAUGCACCUGACAGUUGGGUAUUAUUUUACAAGAGGAAAUUAUUUCCUAAACCCAGCAAUAAGGAUUGUUGCCUCUUUGUUUUUCUCUCUAGCCUGGUGUACUUGCAGAUACUAUUCUUGUACCCUCCUACAUAUCUAAUCCUAUUUUUAAUCUUACAAAGCUGUUUGCCUUUCUAAUAUCCUGUAGCAGGAUAUUAACUAGACUUUAUUGUCUGCUGGUGUAGUUUUGAAUGCUCAGAAGCUUGUCAAGUAACCUGAAAUAACUCAGAAUGAGCAGCAGAAAGCGAAGAGCCAGCCCUCCACCUCUCUCUGAAAGCCAUCAUCACCCUUUUCACUAUAGUCAUAAAGAAACAGGAUGUUGAUUUUAUUAGCACUGGAUUUUUUCAUAGAUAUAAUCUGUUUUAGCAGCUAAAUGUCUACACAGUUGCUUUGGAACAAAGCUGGAAAACCAGAAAAUGUAGUGAAGCUCAGAGAGGGAAAAGCAAAAGGAGGGAAAAUACAUAGCAGUGGGUGAUGAAAGCUACAUCAAAUUCUUGCAGCUUUAUUCACCCUACAUGUUGUUUUUAAAAUAUAUUUAUUUGCAAAUUUAACAAAGAAAAAAGAAGAAAAGGGGAGACUAAUGCUGUAAAAACAACAAAAGAAAGAAAAAGCAGUAUGUGAAUAACACCUAUAAUAAAAACAAAACAACAAGCAUAAUCUAUCUUCAACCUGUUUUAUCUUCAAAUCUGGAUUACAUUAAUUUAGUGUGAGCAUAUGGGUCAAAUUGAAAAUGAUGAGCACCAGUCUAUGCAAUAUCUCUCUAGCUGCAAAAAUUGAAGGUGUUAUAGAUCCUUUCUUUUUAUUAUUCACAGACCCUGUCAUCCAAAUAAAGGAGUUAAAUAAGCCAUCUCUAAAACUACCCAAGCUGGCUAAUUCACAACCUUCUGUACAUGCUAACAAAUAUGCCUUUUGAUAGAAAUUAAGACCUGGAAAACUAAAGCAGCCUUCUGAUACUGGCAGCAGCAUUCUCUUAAGUGAAAAACAAGGCAGAGAAAUACCCCAAAUAAAUUUCCUAAAUGCCCCUUUAACCUUUUGAAAACAUAUAUAAUGAAUAUAUAAUGAAAUACCAUUUAGUAUAUAUUAUUCAUGGCAGAAUAUUAUUCUUAAGUGUAUUAACCUUACCCCAGUACUAAAUUUAAGUGAUACCCAUUUUCCAAAUUAACCAAAAUGCCUAGAUGUGUAAAGACUUCUGUGCACCAAGAAAACUGCCAUUUUAGUAUACAAAGUAGGUGAUUUAUAACUGCUGAUUGGCAUGAAUUCAGCUUUUGAUCAAUAUGAAAUGUUUUGAUCAAUAUGAAUUGUUCAAAUAUGAAAUGCUUCCUUGUCUCACACACAACUACUUCAGCUAAAUAUUUCCAGCUUCCCAUCUUUCCAGGGACAAAAUGGAGAUUCCUGUAACACAUUCGACUCCCCGGCUCAGAAGCUGUAUCAGAAAUUAUAGGGAAGGCAGUACAAAGUCAAUUCACUUGUCUCCUACCUCAUGCAUGAACCAAAAAGGGAAGAUGCCAUAACACAUUCAUUGUGAUACCCAAGUGGGAGAUCCCGCUGAACCCCAAAACACCUGCAGUCAGGGAGAAGUGUGAUUGGUUCUCAGCACCAGCAAUGGAGACAGCAGACUGUGAUCUAUGGAUUGGUCUUUAGAAGGACAGGUUUGUCCAGAAAUUCAUUUGGGCCCCGUGCUGCGAACUUUUCAGCAGGCUUUAAAAGCUCAUUUAUUUUGGAUCACCCUCUCUUAAAUAAAGCCUUCAUUAUUAGAGAGCUUUAUUAAGAUGGAUGGCUUUUCUAUGCCUGCAGGAAUGUUUAUGUUGUUUUAUGUGUUUUAGCUGGCCUCUGUUUUAAAGGAUAGUUAAUAUCACAGCUAUUGUAAGUUUCUUUUUCUUUGUGGUUUUUUUUAAUACUGUGUAAGGUGCCUUGAGGCGACCUAUAAAUAAUUCCUAUAAAUAAAAAUAUAAAUACUCUGCAUCAGAGCCCAUACAAAUUAAACACACAAAACUAGGCAAAACACACACACAAGUCUAGUAUACCUCCUCUAGCAAUGGUUGUGGCUUCCUAAGAAGGCUUGUCUCAUGCUCUGAGAGCCCAGGCCCAUAUCUAGAUUAGAAAUAUUAGAACACCAGGCAGUAGCAGCAUGGUGGACAUAGGUCAUCUUUACUCUAGAAAUACAGUUUGAGUAGACUGGAUCAGUAGCAGAGGAAAAUAUGCCUGGUUUGGCUUGAGGAGUCUUCAGCACCAUUUCAGCACUGUAUUCAGGGCUCGAAGUCUAUAUAUUAGGGGUGGGUCUACACUCAUGGUUUAUAACAUUAAAGAACAAUUUUCAAAAUGUAAUGGACACAUUAUGUUUUGCUGGUAAUGUUAAUAAUGUGUUAUUAAAAUACAGUCGUACCUCGGAAGUCGAACAGAAUCUGUUCCGGAAGUCCGUUGGACUUCCAAAACAUUCAACUUCCAAAACAUGGCUUCUGAUUGGCUGCAGGAAGCUACUACAGCCAACUAGAAACCGCAGAAGUCCCUUCGGACCUUUGGCUUCCAAAAGAAUGUUUGAAAACCGGAACACCCACGUCCGGUUUUUGAUCGUUUGGGAACCAAAACGUUUGACUCCCAAGGCGUUCGGGAGCCAAGAUACAGUGGUACCUCAGGUUAAGUACUUAAUUUGUUCCAGAGGUCCGUUCUUAACCUGAAACUGUUCUUAACCUGAAGCACCACUUUAGCUAAUGGGGCCUCCUGCUGCCGCCGUGCCACCGGAGGACGAUUUCUGUUCUCAUCCUGAAGCAAAGUUCUUAACCCGAGGUACUAUUCCUGGGUUAGAAGAGUCUGUAACCUGAAGCGUAUGUAACCCGAGGUACCACUGUACAACUAUAAUGUGUUAUUAAAAUGUAACACCAGAGGGCACUGCAGAGCAACCAGGAACCAGGCAGUAAAGGAAACUGAUGUUCUGAAGGAACGUUUAAGGUAAGGCACUUUUUUCCCCCCUGCAGUAUUCCUGUGACGUUUUAGAACGAUAUAGCUAAUAUAGUUCUAAUAACAUUAAAAAGGUCAUUGUAGAUACAGCCUAGGUUACCAGCCAGGGGCAGUAAUGUAGGGUAUAUAGGGUGUGUGGUGCAUGAAGGGCCUACAGAAAUCUUAAAUUAUCAUAUAAAAUAAUUUCAUUGAAUAUGGCAGUUGUAUGAUAAAGUUUGUUUAUAUUUUUAUUCUCUGAAAUUAAAACAAAACUAAACAUUCUCUUGCUAAGCUUCUAUGAUAUCUGCAUAGUUUUAAUGCUCUUAAAAAAAAAUCUAUACCUAUCCCUGUUGCCAUAGUAAGUUUCUAAACUUAACAUUGAUUUGAGACAUACUUUAGGUACACAACAGUGCAAGAAGGCUUUCAGGAAUAGCUGUGAACAUGUCUGGUUGUGAAUUUUCUUUGAAAAAGUCAAAAGUUGUCAAUGUUUAAAAAAAAUGAAAAUUGUAACAUUUUGGUAGAUCUUUAACAUGACAAUUAAUAUUAUCUAUAAAGAUUCAUAUAUGAGCACUUUCUGAUGAUACAUGCUUCAUAUUUCAUUUCAUUUCUUCUUCUCAUAAUUAAUGUUUCAUCUCCAGUCAGAAGUUAUGUAAUUGGAUACUGGUGUACAAUCAAACUAAAUUGGGAGAAUACCUCUAGGAAUGGAUGCUAUGUGACAAUAUACUGUUUUUACAGAGGGGGGGAGGAACAUGGCUGUCCCUAAAUCUUGUCUGUCAGGGGUGGACAUGAGCAAGAGCUACAUUCCUACAAGUGCUCCCAGGCUAUAGAAGGCAAAGAGUCACUCGGGGAACAUCUUCUCACCAAUUGACUCCCUGCCAAUUGACCGGUAGUACUACACAAGAAUCACUAUGGAUGGAGGAUGGCUGUCAGUUGACAAUGCCAGAAAGCUGUUGCUUCUUGGGGUCUGUCCUGGUUCCCACCUCAAGUAUGAUGAUUGUGACUCUUACCUGGUAGUAAGAAAGAGAUCUUUAUUCUAGAAACAUGAUACAGGCUCAGCACCAAGCAUCAAGUUAUAACAACUUCAAACUUCUAACUAGGCAAUAAAAGGGCUUGAUUAGGCAGAAUAGAAACAGAGCUUAAAAUUCAAGAGUCUAAGGAGUUCAGGACUACACAGGACCUAUGGAGCUAUCCCAAUAGAUUUCAACACCCACCCGCCAAGCUUUCAAAGGCGAAGUGUGGCAAGGUUGCUUGUGAAAUCCCUGUGCUGUGGUGGAAGCUUGCAGGCAUGCGCUGCACUUGGGAAGGGGAAUCUGUUCCCACCUGAGGAGGUGUUGCCUGGUCCAAGGCAACAAGGCUGAGUCCUUUCUUUUCAACUCCUGUUCAUCCAUCCUGAGAAAGCUGGUUGAUGUCCUCCUUAGCCCCCAAUGAGGCUUUCUACUUUCCAGGAGGGAAGGGGAGAGCUGGGCUCUGACUACUAGAUUUGGGGAAUGGUGAGGACUUCUCUCUUCUGUUCCAGUACUUUCUAUUUUGAAAUUCGAAAGUAAGUUGAGACCAAGUGCUUCCACCCAGACUGGAUAAGAGCAAUAAUUCCCUGCAUUGGACUCUGCCCUCAGUCACUGUCCCACCCAUUUCAUUAUCCAUCAUUUGGGUCCUUGCCUUCUAUUGCCAAACUGUUUGGGGAUUUAAUGAAGCUGUGGCCUAUUUCCAUUCCAGUGCUGGGUGUUGUCUCUCUUUAUUCUUUUCCAAACCCGUUGAGAGCACCAACUCUUUUUACAAACCACUGUCAACCGAUCCCUAAGUUGAGAGAGAAAGAGAGAAGUAUAUGACAUCUCCCAAUCUCCACCCUAGAACCACACAAUGUAAUUGAUUUUAGAAAGCAGAAAACCAUAUUGUAGAGCAGCUGAAGAUCCAAACAGCAAGAAAGAGUUGUCAGAGGAUAAAAUUCUGUAAAACUCUUUGCCAAGUGUAUCUGGUUGUUGCUUACCUCCCACUCUCAUUAUCUGAUCCAAGCAUGCUUUAGACUCCUUCAUCCCUGGCAUUCUUCCAUCCCAAGAAACUCCUCCAUUUACAGAUAAUCUGACAUUCCCAGCCUUAAUUUUUCUCAUGAAACAGUCACAAAAAUGCAGAUAAUCUUAGGUAUAAUAAUAACUGCUCAGAGAAAAACAAAUGCAUUAUUAAUAAAGGUUUGAAGACAUACAUACAUGCAGUACCUUUUAAUACUUUUAAUCUAGCAUUAUUCAUACAGUUUCUUCUGGAGUAAUUGUAUCAACUGGUCUUAGAUGUCCAAUGAAGCCACCAAUUUUGCCACACAUGACACCAGAUGGGCAGAGGCUAACAUGGUGUUCUACAUUAGACAAGUGAGGCAGAGCCACAUGCAUGCUUAGUACCACUGUACCACCUAAACAAUAUUAUACUUCCACUUACAACAGUUUUCUGUCUGGAGCACUUACUGAUAUAAAAAGCUGCUAUGAAAACCUAUUAGAUAUUGGGUAGACCAUUGAAAAGAAUCAAUGAAAACUAGGCAUGCCUAUUAAUUUCAAUGGGUCUACUCUGUGUAAAACUAACACUGGAUACAAUGCUAUAUGUAAUAAUUUGUCGGUGGGCCUGCCUCCUCUUCCAUCCUUCCCCCAAUGUCUGAGGUCAAACAGGUGUUGUGAAAAAUGUUUAGAAAUCCCAUAGUUAGUACAGUUAACUAGUACAGUUAGUACAGUACAUGGUUCGCAUGAUGGAUACAAAGCCAAGUCCUAAUACUGGAGCAAAGUGGCACAGCCUUUUCUACCAGCUCCUGGUGGGAAAGGGGUGGUGGGGUCCUUAGCUACCUCUUAUAUGUCACUAAUAGUGUACCUUGGAGUAUAUAACUGGGCCAUGAGUUCAUAGUGUUAAAGAUAAUGUUUGGAAAACUAUUGUCAAGGGCUGUUAUCCCAUCUUGUUAGUUGUUGCUUAUAGGACCAAUGGAAUAACAGGACUCACUUCUCACAGACUCACUAAUAGCUUGGCUACUGAUGGCUGGUUUGAAAAUAAGUGUGCUAAGAUGUGGGGAGGGGAGAGCAAGAGGAAGAAAAGUGAUGUAUUUCUGAGACCAUACUGCUUUUCUUAAAAUGUAAUGGAAGGAAGGAGCCCUCAUCUUCCUGGAUCUGAAGCACUAUGGUCCUUAAUGAGAAGCAUAAAUAGAAGCAUUUUUGCUAACCACCAAAUUAGAAACAAAUGUGCAGCCCCGAAGGAGGGUUUUUCUUUGGGGGGGGGGUUACCAUGUGGUCUGAUCUUUAUGUACCAGUCAUUGCCUGCAGCAUAUAAUAAAGUAUAUUUAACUCUUUAGAAACUUGUAUUAAUGCCAGAAGGAAAUAAAAUGCCAGGGCGGCCCACUUUCAUUGAUGACAUACAUCGCUUUCAUGUGCUGCUUUCAUGCUAGUCAUUCAGAAAGGCUGAGCCCCUCUCUCUCUCUUCCAGUGGUAAAUUGUCAAGUGGAACUGGAGUUUAUCAACACAAAUUAUUUGGAGAAAAACAGAGAGCCAGACCUGGGUGGUGAAGUUACUAGCAUUAUUACAAGCUAAAGGAACGGCAGAGCCUGAGAAGGUGAGGGAGAAAAGACUAUAAAACACAUAUUCGUUAACACACACACACACAGUGAGAGAGACACAACAUUCAGUAACAUUUCCCAGACCUUCAGUUAUAGAGAAUUGGUUUAACUCACAGGUGGCAAAACUAAAAUAUAUUAUUCUGCCCCACUUGAUGGAAGAUCCAAUCUACUGAAACCUGUAGGUCUUUUUAUUUCCAAAUAUAGCAACCCAUGCAUAAACACACUUUUGUUAAGCAUGAGAGAUUGUGCUGUUCUAUAACUUCUUCUAUUUCAGAAAAAAAAAUGUGGGAGGGCAGGAUGGGACAAACAGUAUUUUUCUUUAUUGGGUGGUUAGCAACCAUGCCUGGCUUCAUUGGGAGCUUUUAAAAAUGGCUAUUACUUUCAGCGUGUGUGUGAUUGAAAUUACAGGUUAGGAGUGAAAGAUUCAGCCUCCCUCCCCACUCUGUGCACUGUGGCCCUGAUAAAAAUUGUCCUCUUAGCUAAACCAUCCAGGCCUGGGAGCUAAUGAGGCAGUUAAAGUAGUGUCUGAUUUUGCCCUUACUGUGAGCAGCCCACCUGGUUUUUCAUGUCUUUCCUGCAUUUUCCUUUAAGCAACAUUAAUUUUUCACGAGUGUCCAGAGCCGCAACCUUGCAGAUUCCCUCAUAGUAGUAGAAGCUGAAUGUUGGAAAUUUACGAAGUACUUCUUCACAUAGCACAUAGUUGACUUAUGGAACUGACUUCCGCAAGAUGUGACGGACAACAACUUUACUGGUUUUAAAGGCGGUUUAGCAAAUUUGUAACAGAUACGGCUGUCAGUGACUAAUAGCCAUGAUAGAUAUGUUCUCGUACUUAUGCCAGAGGCAGUAUGAUAAAGCUCACAAGUUGGGCAAGUGAUAUUGCCCUCAGGACCUCCUUGAGGGCUUCCCAUAGGCAUCUCAUUGGCCACAGUGAAAGCAGGAUGCUACCCUAGAUGGGCCUUUGGUGUGAUCUAACAGGGUUAAUAUUUAUCAAAAUACAGAAAUGUAUGAAGUGAUUAUUCUCAUAGGUGUCUCUGGUGAUGAGACAAGACUAGCCGAAAUAAAUUUAAUGAAUCUGAAAUGCCAUAAUUAUGGAAGCUAUCUCUUCUGGGUAAAUGAAGGGAGAUGGAUCCAUGCAUAAUAUUAAUAAAUCCAGCAGCUCAACUGAUCUGACCUAUCUAAUAGCAACUGACAAUGUGAUUUUUUAAAAAAUGUAUGUGAUGUUGGGCCAACCUAUUAUCAACAGCCUCUUUAUCUCCUGUAACUCCAAGGAACAUUCCAAUUAAUAGCUGAUAACACAUUACAGGUUUCUAGGUUUCUAGUGGAUAAAACUCCUUUUAGAGACAGAGGUAUCCAGCCAAACAAUGUGUGUGGAGGGCGGAGCAAUUUUGAACAGAAUUAAUGAGCUUUGUCCUGUUUUUUUGGCUCAAACAACACAUAAUCUUAAUGAAAGGAAACAGACACAGUUGUUCUAAGCAUUUUCAAAGGAAACUGCAGGAAAGUAUAAAGGGUUGCCAUAUAAAAGCCGCAUGUGUCACGGAGAUGCUCUGAUAUUGUUUUCACUUGCCAGCUGUAUGUAAAGUGGGAGAUUAUGCCCGCGGCCAAGAGGUCUUCCCACAUCAGAACAACAACAGCCAAAAAGCCAUGGAAAUGUUGGCAAAAGUGCUCACUUUACCUCAAAAUGCAUUUGAUUUUUCGUAAACAAGUUCCAUGCAUAGCCAAAAGCAUGCAGACAAGAAUAUUAAGCUUUAUUAAAACAUACUUUGUUGAGAGAUAUAAUACGAAGAGUUGUUUUCAACAAAAACACGACAUUCAGUUGCAUAAUGUAGGAUGCCAUGAAACUAACCCAGUUGCUCAUUUUCUAUUGUUAGUAUCUUCUAAGGAUGUGGCUGCAUCAGCUGUUUGUCCUGGGAUAUACCAAUAAUAGCUGGUGCCAUGUACAACUUAGUGUGAAUGGUCUCCUUCUGCUUCUGAAUUUACCUACAGAGUGAGUCAGACUUUCAUUAAUGAGGUGUCAUCUUUUCCAUAACAACUCCAGGAGUUUUCCUCACGAUGUUCAGAUAUUGUGGGGAUAAUUGUGCCCUAUCAGCUUGCUGCUUGAAGGAGCAAGACAGGAUGUUCGGGGCCAGAUUUAGGAAUAGAUGAACCAUGCAGAUGCCUGGGGCACCAAACUCAAAGGGGCACCUGUCAUAGACUAUCUACUUGGCUAACCAUUCAACAGCUGAAACAAAUAGUACAAACAGUACAUCUUCACUUGUAAAGCUGGCAACACUGACCUUCAUGACCAAAUUUGAGUUAUUCUUUCCUUUUUAAUUCAUGGGGAAAUGUACAACAUUAAUGCCCAUUCAUCAAACAGAUAAUCAGAUAAGUUCAUACAAAUAAUAAUAAUAAUUUAUUAUUUAUACCUCGCCCAUCUGAGGAGUAAAGACCACAUUUCUAGUGUAUGCACAUUGUGUCAAAAGUAAGCAUAUAAUUUUUUCAGCCCCUUGUAUCUCCCAUUGUAGGUCAUGGGUCCUUCUUCCUGUCAUUGGGUAGGGUAUAGAACUACAGACUUCUUAAUAGUCAAACCAAAGGAUUACUUUUUCCAUAAAUCUGUUUUACCCACUAAAGCUUCAAUCCUAUGAACACUUGAGAGUAAUCACUAUUAAGGUAGAGUCUGACCUAUGUCUUCCUCACUAAGCAUGCAUAGGAUCAAGUGGUAGGCCUGCUUGCUACAAUAUAACCUGAUGGAAGUUAAUCACAUUUAAUUUCCCUUUAAUGUGAUUUAGCUAUUCUCUUUGUAAAAUUUAACUCAAAGGAUAGGAAAAAAGUGGAUUUCAGUUAUCAUUUGAACACACGUUUACACAUAUAGUGGAAAUUCUAAUCGACUUUAAUAUGUGAGAACCGAAGAAGGACUAGAACUAGUGACUGGAAGUUGUUCCAUAUUCAAUAUGCAGAAUGCAAAAUGGUAAUUCUAUAAAUUAUCAUCCUUCACUGCUAAGGAUGCAAAUGUGAGAUGACUCACUGUUGUGGGUUUCUUUUUGGCUCCUUAUGAAAAUGAGGACAGCUGCUAAGAAUGAUGAGCAACAGUAUCUUUCUCAUUUUUGUGCGUGGUUUUGCAUCUUUUUACAGCUUCUUUUGACAUUCCACUUUGACUUGUCACUUCUUGACCACCCUGUCAUAUUUACAGAAAUGUAGCUAAAGGUGAGAAGGGGGCAGAUUCCACCCCGCUUUAAUAUAGGCUUAGGGGUGAAACAUCGUUAGGAGCUGUCAACAGCAAGGCAAAGCCCAGCAUUGCACUGACACCUUCCUUCCUCCCCACCCACACCAGACAACAGGCUCCAGGAGUUUUUUUUUCAUUUUAAUUCCACAAAAUGCCCUAAAACAGAUUUAGCCAACAUGGUACCUUUGGUAUAAUAAGUACUGCUAAUAUUCUGGAAACUGCUGGCCCCAUUGUUGCUGAUUUUGGUUUUGGUCCCCAAGGUGGGCCUUGGUUUAGCAACUUUGGUCAUGACUACAGGGUACAUCUGGAAGACAAUUUUUAGUCCUGGUGUUUUGUCUUUCCUGUGUUGUUUAGUAGUAAGUGAUAUUAAAGGAAGGAGGAUCCAACAAUAAAAUAUUUCUUAACAUUAGGAGUCAAAUAAUGAAAUGUCAAACGUCUAGGAUAGCGGUUCCAAAACUUUCUCCUCAAGGACCACUUCAAAAUUGCAGAGGAUCUUGGCAGACCACUUAAUGUGUUUUUUCCUGUUGUAGCAACUGCAGCCUACUGUGCUAGAUGCUGUAUUUUGUAUUUUAAUUGCUUCUUUUAUUUCUUAUAUUGUAUGUUAUUGUAUUGCAAUUUGAAUUCUUUAAAAUUUUCAAUUUUCAGUUUGAAUUCCGUAAAAUUCUGGCAAGCAUUUGAGGUUGCCAGUAGAACACUCUUCUUCUCCUCUCUCCAUGGGCUGUUUGGAGAGUUCUCACAACACCCCGCCCCCUGCCAAGCCAAAAGGAGGGGGCAUGCAGAGGGAGGAGAGGAGGAAAGCUCCAUUGCACAAGCAGAAGUCCAUGUGCAGGGAUUAUGCUGACAGGGCUCAUUAGGUGAAUCUCACCAUAUGCCUUCAGAAGAGGUGGAGUAAAUUUAAAAGCUCCUUUAGACAUAAGUGUCAAUAGACAUAAAAAUGACUUCCCCACCUUCUUUAUAGCCACACCUACAAUGGAGGAUGGUAUUCUGAGUAACUGCAGCUGAUCACAUUAGAUGUAAAAUAGACCCAGCCAGGUGUACACUCUGUAGCUACAUUGGUCCCUCCUCAGGUUUAGUGAAUUUAGAGCACACAAAUGGGAACUUUGGUAUAAGAGUGCAUGGCAUGAACAAGUGGCCAGGGCUAAAAUAUAUACAGUCAUACCUUGGGUUGAGAACGUGAUCUGUGCGGGAGGCACAGUGCAAUGCUGGGCUUUGCCUUCGAGCGAGCGCCGAAACCCAGAAGUAACCCGUUCCAGUACUUCCAGAUUUGGCGCAGUCCACAACCUGAAAAUGCACAACCCGCAGCGUUCGUAACCCGAGGUAUGACUGUAUGCUCAAGUGCUCCUUAAGUUGAGCAAGUUGAUUGCAAUCACUCAGACAUUCUUCUAGACUUCAUGCUUCAGUUACAGUCCUCUCCAUUGAUAGUGUCUCUAUUGGCAUCUGGCAAUAAGACAAGUGUGGAAUAACCUGUUUUGAGGCAUUGGGCAAAAUACCAAAGGCUUCUUGACCUCAAGGUCAAGUCAGGCCUACAGGUUGAAAGUCUUCAGGGAAGGUAUGUCAGUAAGCUUUUCUGCCAAGAGCGACACAGACAUUUGUCAUAAAGUAUUGAAUAAAAAAGAAUGUCAUAUUCUAUCAACAGCACAUUGAAUUAAGCAAUAGCCAAACUAGGAGGCACCAUUCAUUCUGUACAACAAUAGCAGAAUCCAGUAGUAUUUUACUGGGGCAUCACAUGCCUUCAAGAUUUAGCUUUUCUAAACUGCUCGGAUUAAUUAGUUUGCAUAGACUAUUCCAAGGUCGGUUAAAGAUGAAAUAUAGGCAGGAUUAACUACUUUGCACUCACUUCAGAGACAUUAUUUAUAGCAUGCAAUUAUAUCCUUUUCCUCCCAGGCACAUGUCAGAGAAAAACACAUCUUGUCAUGCUUUGGCAUUAUCUCUCAUUUUCCAUUACAGUAACCAGGUGGAGAUGCUUUUUAUUCUGUGCCAGCAACAUUGCAUAUCCAGAACAAUCUUUCUUCCCCCCACCCAAACUUUUAAAAAUGAUUUCUCUGCUCAAAGGCAUUUUUCUUGUAGCAAUAUAGUCCUCUAACAUAUGCUACCCUUCUAUUGAAUAUUCUACUCAUCUGUGCUUGACAAUGAAAUGCAAUGUGUUGUAGAAAAACUUGUUUUCCAAGUCUUGCUGGCAAAGGCAACUCAGCAGAGUGACAGCAGUUAUUCAGUCAUAGAUUCCUCAUUUAUGCACUGGUCUAUUUAUUCAUCUACUUGAGAAGCUGUUAGCCCACUUUUCUUCAUAAAGUCUGAAAAGUGGCUUCCAAUAAAAAGUACCGUAUUUUUCUGUGUAUAAGAUUAGGUUCCCCCCCCAAAAAAUGUCAAAAAUUAGGGGGCGUCUUAUGCAUGGAUGCAUCUCCCCCAUUUUCUUAAAUCUGGGUUCCCCCAAAUAGGAGGCGUCUUAUAGACGGAAAAAUACGGUAAGAAUGGGGUCUUCAAGUGUUCCAUGUGGAUUCUUGAAAAACCCUUGAGAAAAUCAAGCCCACAAGAAUUUGAAUUAUCAUGUUUACCUGUGUCAGAAAUAGGCCGUAACAGUUUGUAGUACUUUGUUUGAACCAGGACAAGGAAAGGUCAGAUUAUAAGGAUGACAUCAAUGGUUUUUUGCCCUAGAAAAAAGUGCAGUGUACAGAGCUUCAGAAGCUUAGUAAUUGUUAGCAAAACAGUCAUUCUGAAAUUCCCUGAAAAUAUCCAUUCCUAUUUAUCUGAAGAUUUAUAAUUUGCCUUUUGUUUCAAAUGAGUUCUCAGGCAUCCCUCAAAAGACAAAGAAUAACAUUGCAAUGAAAGAAAGAAAAGACAACCUUUAUUAAAUCAAAGUACCCAAACAUAAUAAGGUACCUGAGAGUAAAGAUAGAGAUUUUAGGCAAGUUUAGAAUAGGGGUGUGUCCAAUAGUGUUGUUUGUCUGGUGGUAAGGCUUCUGUCAACAGAACAUGAUGGUAAACAAUUUUUGGCAAUUAAUUCUCCCUGCUGCAGCCCCUGCCCCACCCUAAAUCUGUUCUGGGUGGGUAGGUGAGGAAAUAGCUGAAAAUGACUUUCUUCCCCAUUUUGCUAAUGGAAGCUACACCAUCAGCUGAGCAACACUUGUUGAUACAACCAGUAUGAUUUAAGUGCACAAUUAACUGCUGAGGUCUCAGGUAUUUACUUACUUACUUACUUACUUAUUUACAUUGGUGUGUGGCAUUUUCUGUAUUGCAUGGACUAUGUUUUAUUGUCCAAUUGCAAUAUUUUAUUGUCCAGUUGCAGUUCCCAAACUGCAAGGAAAUAUGGCUGCACAACCACAAUGUAUUAUGUAGGAUUUUGCCAUCUGUGUGAAUUUUUUUUAUAUAUCGGGAAGAAGGGAGUCAGCUAAUACACUGCUAUUUGCCUCAUUACAGCUAAAGAGCGAGAGGAUUGGGCUGCCAAUUCCUGUGAUUACUGGAUUUUUGAAGAAUGAAGACUGCUAAGCUCUGGUUCAUGACAGAUAAGCUCUGAUUUAUGAUACAUUCACAGGUAUACACCAAAUAUGAAAGAGCAAAGUAGAAGAAAACAUUAAUCAUUGCAGCAAAUUAGGUUCUAGCAGUGCCUGCCAAGUUCUGAUCCAUUCAGCUGACAUGCUGCAAAAGGUUGAGUGUCAAAACACUCCCUAUGUUGUUAAAAUGGAUUAACUUUGGGCAGCUGUAUUGCCAUCAGUUGUACACUUCUUUUUAAUUAGCAGAUCUACAGCAGUGUUGAAAUGAUGUGCCCAUUUUCUCUUCACUGUUGCCAGACACUUUUGAGUUGAAAGCAGUGCCAGCUUUCUGCAUGUGCCUGUUUUCCUCCUUCCUUCCUUUUACAAAACUGUUUUUAGUCCUCAUUUGAGUGGAUAAAUGGGUGUUUGGCAAUGUAUCCUUGGAGAUUUAUGUCAUGGUUCCAAACACUGGUGCCUAUGUACCAGACUGCAGAAUCAUACGUGGGUCUGCCUCACAUUACAGUAACCCUCUGAAGAAGGGUGAGAAAUAUUAAGUUCCCCAUUGACAAUCUCUGCGCUACAUCACAAGCUGUACUGAUAAAUUAGUGAGUCCGUCACAAGUACAGACACAGCCUUUAACAAUUUGUUCCAGUUUGUGCUCCUCACAAGAAUAAUAUCCAGAAAUAAAUCAUUUGAAGGGGCAUAUCAUCUGAACUAGUUAUUUCGGCCAGCCUUUCCCAGAACUGCAGCCAUUUCAAAGCAUACUGCUGUGCAAAUGGCUACUUAAGAGCUAAACUAGAUCUGAUAUUAAAUGCAUCCUUGCAUUUAACCUACUGUUUGUUUUAAAAAUAUUAUUUAUUAAAUUUAUUAGUUGCUUUAUCUUGUCCAAGGCAACCCAGAGUGUCUUACAAACCAACCAACCAAGAUCCACACAGAUACAUUAAAACCAAGUGAGGGAAAAUGCACUGAAUGCAGCCCAUCCACUUCUAAAUGCCACGGAUAGUUAAAGGCCAUAAAGCUGGACCAUAAAGAAGGCUGAUCGCCGAAGAAUUGAUGCUUUUGAAUUAUGGUGCUGGAGGAGACUCUUGAGAGUCCCAUGGACUGCAAGAAGAUCAAACACAUCCAUUCUUAAGGAAAUUAGCCCUGAGUGCUCACUGGAAGGACAGAUCGUGAAGCUGAGGCUCCAAUACUCUGGCCACCUCAUGAGAAGAGAAGACUCCCUGGAAAUGACCCUGAUGUUGGGAAAGAUGGAGGGCACAAGGAGAAGGGGACGACAGAGGACAAGAUGGUUGGACAGUGUUCUCGAAGCUACAAACAUGAGUCUGACCAAACUGCGGGAGGCAGUGGAAGACAGAAGUGCCUGGCGUGCUCUGGUCCAUAGGGUCACGAAGAGUCGGACACAAGUAAACGAUAAAAUAACAAGUUAAAGGCCAAAGGCCUGGUUGUAGACAAAAGUUUCUGCCUGGCACCUUGAUAUAUAAUAAUGGUGCCAAGUGAACCUCCCCUGGGGAGAGUGUUCCACAAACAGGGAGCCGCUGGAGAAAAAGCCCAUUCUCAUGUUGCCACCCUCUGGACCUCAUGUGGAGAAGGCACACGAAGAUGGGCCUCAGGUGAUGGUUGCAGGGUCUGGGGUUGGUUCAUGUGGGGAGAAGGCAAUCCUUGAGGUACUGCCAUCCUGAGCCAUUUAAGGCUUUAUAGGUCAAAACCAGCACUUUGAACUGGGCUCAGAAACUAAUUGGCAGCCAGUGCAGUCGGCCAGGAUUGGUGUUAUAUGCUCAAAUCAUCUUGUCCCGGUGAACAACCUGGCUACUGAAUUAUGCACCAACUGAAGUUUCCGAACCUUCUUCAGUGGCAGCCCCAUGUAUAACACAUUGCAGUAAUCUAAUAUUUAAAUUAUAUUAACUAGGUGGGGGGUGCCAGCAGGGGAUUUCCUCCCAAGGCAAAUACUAGCAUCAUUGGAGGGAUUUUUGGCAGGACUGCAGCAGGGAAGAAAUUAUUACAUUCCCUCUCCAUACACACCUGCUCCUAUUUGCAUUUUAAAAACAAAACAAAAUCCUAGGCAUUAAAUGCAAAGAUGUAUUUUAUUUCACAUCUACUUUGGCUCUUACUUCUGGUGUUUCCUAUGGUGCUUUCUUCACACAAUUGUAGGUUCACAUGUGCCUAAGACAAUCAUGUGGAGGGAAAGAGGCAAUAGAAUUGACCAAAUGUAGAAGAUCUUAUACAGUUGAGACACAUACACAACACUGUUGGUAGGCAAAGCAAUUUAAGGAGACAAAAGCAGGAUUUCAAGCAUACCUUCUAAUCAUUAGUAAUCCUGCCCAACAGCUUUGUUUGAGCUCAUCUAGCUUGAAGCCCUAGGGACACAGGUGGCGCUGUGGGUUAAACCACAGAGUCUAGGACUUGCUGAUCAGAAGGUCAGCGGUUCGAAUCCCCUUGAUGGGGUGAGCUCCUGUUGCUCGGUCCCUGCUCCUGCCCACCUAGCAGUUCGAAAGCAUGUCAAAGUGCAAGUAGAUAAAUAGGUAUCGCUCCGGUGGGAAGGUAAACGGUGUUUCUGUGCUCUGGUUUGCCAGAAGCGGCUUAGUCAUGCUGGCCACAUGACCCGGAAGCUGUACACCGGCUCCCUCUGCCAAUAAAGCGAGAUGAGCGCCGCAACCCCAGAGUGAGUCGGCCACAACUGGACCUAAUGGUCAGGGGUCCCUUUACCUUUAGCUUGAAGCCCGCCCUGAGAAGCAGACAGUGCCAACCAAAUUGUACAGCAUAGCUGUUGGGCAGGACUUCCGUGGAUUAGAGGGUAUGUUUGAAAUCCUGUAUCCUAGAGGCUUUGUCUACCAAUUGUACCCUCUCCCUGUGGUUUAUCCAGUCCUCCUUCCAGUCCUUGACAUACUAUUCAGAAUUCUGCAGAACACCGAAUACCACAUUCAGAAUAACCUGCGCAAAUUGAUUAAACAGAUGCCCUCUGUUAUCUUGUUAUAAUGCAGUCUACACGAAUGAUUUGAGGUACAUUAGUCUGGGAAGCCAAAAAGAAAAAGCUUAGCAUGCACCAUUCCUAAAAAUCUUUAAAUUAUUGUAAUCCAAUAUCUGUCCCUCUUCCUCCUUUCUACCACUAUCACUGUGGAAAUUAGAAAAGAAUCCAGAUCACAGUAUUUAUGAUUAAAGAACUGCAGCCUUGUUAUUAUCUUUCUAUGCAUUUACAUGUGACAUGUGUUUUUUUAACAAGGCAAAUGGUUAUAAAUUAAUCGUAACCCUCCAGACAAGCAUCAUUUGUAAGAUGGAGUAACACAUUAAUUUCUCUUGCUCUUUUGCUGCAUCUUGCAGCUUUGACCUGAAUGAGAACUUCUUUAUCUCCUUCCAGCAGCAUUCUGAUGCCUUCUUCUCAGUUCAUGAAGUUAUAGGGAAGAGAUGCAGAAAGAGCUUGAGUGGAGUAAUUGACUGCAGUUCCUUUUAAAGAAUGAUGAAACUAUAGUCUGCAAUAGCGACAAAGACAUUUCCUUGUUAUUUUUUCUUCCCCAAAGGCCUUGAGAUGAAAAUGUUGCAUUCUAUCUCUCUGUAGCUUUAUGAUCUUGAGUUUCUAGUAAUGAAUAUAUUAUCUUCAAUUUCAAUUGUGUAUGCCUCUUAACAAAAGUAAAUUCCCACAAAUGUUCCAAAAGCAAUUUAUAACCCAUUGGCCAAGUGAAUGUUGCAUAUCAAAGCUGGUCAUUAAAUAAAUGUCAAACAAAAUUAUCUCGCAUAUCUUGGGGACUUAAGAAACCAGUGAAGGUCAAAUGAAGUUCCCCUGGCAUUUUCAUGCAGCGGUUUUUAUAAUGAGAUAACUCUCUUCUAAUAUAUUGCAUUGGUUUUAUAUCAUGUAUUUAAUAUAAACAACUCAUUUAUUUCAGUUUGCUGUAAAAAUGAAUGCCUUUGGUUCAGGUAGUUGUUCCCCAGUGAUUGAUCCUAUAAUUCUUUGCAAAACAAUGACUAUAUUUUUUAUCUUCUCCUCUACAUCAAAGACACUGUUCUUCCCUGCACUGCUGAAUACCCAAUAUUGUGAGACUUCAGACAGAUCACUGGGGAACAAUUUUUUUUCCCAUUUUCUGUUGCAUGAGAUUUUUCAGCUGUUCUUAUAUGUUCUUUCAAUGCUGAUUUCAAAUCUGAAAUCGAUUUCUGCGUACAUGCUAAUAGUUAUCUUUCAAUUUCCGACUUUUGCCAAUAUGUCAUAUUUACACUGGGGAUAAGUGGACACUGACACGUUGAUCUACCCUAACCACAUGGUAAUUAUUGUUUUACAAACUUAAUUUUUCUUUACAGUGGUACCUCGGGAUGCAAACGGGAUCUGUUCCGGAGUCCUGUUCGCAUCCCGAACGGAACACAAGACACGACAGCACGUCUGCGCAUGCGCGGGUCGUGUUUCGCCGCUACCAUGCAUGCACGUGAUGUCAUUUUGCGCAUCUGCGCAUGCGCAAGCAGCAAAACCCGGAAGUAACACACUCCGUUACUUCCAGUUUGCCACGGAGCGCAACUCGAACGCGCUCAACCCGAAGUGCAUUCAACUCGAGGUAUGACUGUAUUUUUAUAGUUUUGUAACCUAAAUAUUUGUAUUUUUCAGAUUCCCUUCCAAUUAACUCCAGUGGGAGGGAACAAGAUAAACUAUUGAUCACUUUCCCCAGCCCUCACUUCUCAUGGCACUUUUCUUGAGUUGUCCCAUUCCUUUCCCAAGCAGAGAAGGGUCAGGAUGUGAUGUGGAGCUACUGCCAGAUGACCCAGGGCAGACUUUUUGAAUUGGAGGAUUCCUAGACAUAAAUUGUGCAUCCUGACUGCACAGCCUUAGUAAACUAGCAUAUGUUUACACUGCAAUAGCACACACAAAAGCAAAAUUUUGCACCUUUUGUAGGACACUGUUUGAUUCUAUAGGUUGUGUAGUAUAAAAGCAAUAAAUAUCAAGAGAAAGAAACAGGAUGCAGUGAAUUCCUCUGUAAAUAAAUUCAGUUUUGAGAGCCAUCUUGUUUAAUGACACCCGGGAACUGCUCAAUAUAUGUUCAUAUACAGCCCUCUGCUGGACAGCAUUUGUUACAAUGUAAGUUAAACCAGAAUUCUAUUUUUAAAACCUUUACAAUAGAACCCUUGUUGUCCCAGGAUCUGUAAUUUGUCCCAAAUAUCUGGGUAUGUGUGUACAAGUAUAAAGUAGUAGAGCAUUGAGCAAAAGUAUUCUGAUACUUGAUCUCUACAUAAGAGAAGUUUUAGUGCAGUGCUAAUGCAGAAAUCACAGGAUAUAUAUUAUUAUUUAACAUUGUUGGGCUUGAAAACGGUCUCCAUAUAUUUUUGCAUCUGUUUCUGUUUUAGAUAAUUUUUGUUGUUUCAUCCUAAAUGUUCCAGGCCACAGUCUCUCUCAUCAUUUGUAAUACAGUCAAAUUCUUAAAGGUUUUCACUGUCAAUGUAUAUACAUCUCAAUCACAAACUUGUGCAAGAGUUUAUAUCUCACUUUCAGUAAGCAAAACCCUUGAUGAUUCUUACAAUACUAAUUUCCUAGUAUUUGUACAAGAUUGUACUAUACCUAUUUGUAGGCAGAAAUCUAAGUUAACAUGAAGCCUGCCCUGCAACAUAAAUCCUGGCCACACCCAUGCUCAAAACACUCAAUGAUUAUCAGCUAAGGUGGGAACUGAACCAUGACCAUUGUAGCUCUCCACAACCCAUGUUACCAAAUAAGUCUAUUUGCCAAUUCUUCUAGCAUGACCUUUUGUGAUUCUGUUUCAAGUAUUUAAGUACAGUAGUGCAUAUUAAGUACUGGUUUCUUCCUACAGUUUGCUUGUCACUAGGAAAAUAUAAAGUGCUUGCAAGAUAACCUGCUAUGAUGCCUUCCUAAAAUGAAAUACAGUACAGUAUGAAGUAAAAGAAUGGAAUGCUCCACCUCAUUUGACCAGUUCAGUCAUAUAAGCACAAAUCAAAUUAUAUUUCCAUUCGUUAGCAAUAGAUGACGAGAGCAGACCCCCCCCAAAAAAUGUAGGUCUCCUAUUUGAGAUGGUAGAUGAAGAUCUGUUAUAAUCUUUUGCAAUGUUAAAGAUUAAUGUAUUAUAAGAAGACAGAAAAAUGGCUAUACAUCUAUAACGGCCGUAAGCAAGGCAAUCUAAUAUAACUGGGGAAACUAAUGUGCUAUCACUGGAGGAUUGGAUAUCAAAGGUUUGGGAAGCAGAUCAAAUGAUAAGAUUAACUAGCAUUGUCAGGGUAUGGGAAGAAAGGCAACGUCAUAACCAUUUUAUUGAAAAAUUGAGUGCUUUUUCAUGUAUUGAAACAAGGCGCAUUUUUAAUUUUUUUAAUUGAAGCUGUCGUUCAAGAGACCCAUUUGUGGAAAGCUGGCAGAAUCCGCAUUGACUUCGCAGGAGCGCGACGCUACGGAAUCAGACCCGCCCCUGGGAAGAACACCCUCUCUUCGCGCAAGCGCCCUUCGCGGAGACUCCGCCCUUCGCAGUUGUUUGGGUGCAGCGGCGUUCCUUACCUCCGCUAACGUCACGGCCUUGAGUCCCUGCAGGUCCUGCGGGGCGACAUGGCUGCCCAGAAGAUCAACGAAGGCUUGGAGCACAUCGCUAAAGCGGAGAAAUAGUGAGCGAGGGGAGAGGGCGAAGGAAGCCGGCGAGGGACAAGGGAAGCCGGCUUGCCAGCCCUUGGGGAACAGGCGGGCCAGUGGGGAGGCUUUACCCGGGGGCUGUGGCUGACUGCGCACCUCCAGCUCCCCAUGGAGCAGUGCCGGGAGACGGGGCGGUUUCCCCCGGGGAGGAGCUGUGGGCGGAGGGAGCCCCUCUCGGACCCGCGCUCGUCUCUUGAGAGCAACUCCAGGCGGCUCUGCCUUGAGCUCCCCCGCCAGGAAAGAGGGGGGCGGUUUCUUGUUUUGGGUUUUGCGCUUAUGCGCAGACAACAACACUUUGCAUCCCUCAGGCAUACCCUCGUCAUCAGUGCGUCGUCCCCUUAAUGGGGCUUGCUUGACCCAGGAUGUUCAAGCCCUGAAGUAUUGCGUACUUCCUUUCUCUCCCCCACCCCAACCUCUGUGGACUCUACCUUAAAACAAAGUCGCGUCACUGGGCCACCCGACCUGUACUGGUUGCAGUACUUAGGUAGAGGUCAUCACCACUCUUCCUAGAUCCUGUUACGCUAUGUCAGAGAUUGAAACUAGAGGCAUGUGCUGUGGCACCAGUAAGCUGCAAAGCUCAUGCAUGUCCUCCCCUAACUCAGCUAUGUUUGAACCAGAUAAAUCUCUUUUUCUUUGUAGAAUUAAAAAGGUUUGACUGUAAGACCUGAUACCUGGUCACCAUUUUGACACAUCUAGUGAAAUUACUAGCCAGUAGGCAAUCGCUGGUAUGACAGUUGCAGCAUCAAAUUCCUUAAUGAUGUAGCAUAUCGUUGUUAUUACUAUUUGUAAGAAAAGUAAGCAGUUUACAAUAAAGAGGUUUUUUUUUAAUAAAAUGAAUUGUUAUUAAUUUCUUGGCUUAUUCUACAUUUCAGUUUGAAAACUGGAUUAUUAAAAUGGAAGCCAGACUAUGAUAGUGCAGCAACUGAAUAUUCAAAAGCAGGUAUGUUCUGUAAAAUGUUGGCAGUUCGUUUUUGCAACCUUAAAUAUGUUUCAUAUGUUCCCUGGCAAAGCUAACUUCUAUUGGCAGUUAAAGCAGUUUGUGGAUUAACUUGUUGAAAUUCCUCUAACCCACAGUGCUGUUUUCUUGCAGCAGUAGCUAACUGACUACCUGUCAUUGUUCUGCAUUUCUGAAUAAAUACAUAGGGUAAAAAUAGACAGGCGAUAUAUUCGGGGGUUUGUUUGAAAUGCUAGACUGGUUUAAUUUAUAAAGGCUUUUCAGGAGCAAAACACUUCAGAAUAUCUAGGAAAAAGUAUAUUUCUACAUUCAUGGGAGCCAUCAUUUCUGGGGGACCCAGACAAGGGAAAAAAACCCCAGCAGUCAUUAUAUUAAGAAAACCAGAGGUUACCUUAGACUAUUGAUGGAUGUCAGGUUGCACAGUAUUUCCUAGUGGCUAGAGGUUGGAGUGUUGUCUAAUCUUCUUAGGCCAAAGUAUGUCUCUUGCAGCCUAAUGCUAUGCCUAUUUACUUGGAAGUAAGCCCUGCAGUGUGAAAUGAAGCUUAAUUUCAAGUAUGUGUGCAUAAAGAUUGUAGCCAUAACAUUGUGAAAGCCUUUGAUGCUAAAAUGUGAUUUUCUUUAAGAUUCAUAUCAUUAUUCAGGAUUACUACAAAUAAUAAAAAGUAAUUCACAUUUCUUUAAAAUUGCAAGAAAUGUAUGGCAUUAAUUGAUUUAUGAAUGUGAUAAUAAACUUGACAGGAUCUGGGCAGAAAUCACUUUGCUGAAGUAAAAAUCCAAAUUGUCUCUUAAAAGUUCCCUUCUAAAUAUGAUUUCUGAGGUGUAGUAAAUGGAUAUUACUAUGUACAUGCAAACACAUGCGAAUAUAUUUUAAUUUCUAUUUCUUUUCAGCUGUUGCUUUUAAAAAUGCCAAACAAUAUGAUCAGGCAAAAGAAGCCUAUUAUAAAGAAGCUCUCUGCCAGGAAAACAAUAAAGCGUAUCCUUUCAUUAAUUCUUGCUUUGCUUAAGGGUUUGAAAACAUGACUAUUGGACUGUUACUCCUUUUUUUUAUUCCAAACGUUUAGUGAAAUACUGAUGUAAUGUGUUCUAUCAUAUUUAGGGGAGGAAAUUCAAGAAGUUUCUCUGUUUACCACAUGACUCAUGACCACAGCUCUUGACGAGUGCUUCUUGAGACACUAGCUUUUGCAUCUCCAUUGGAUCUUUUGUCUUUUUCAAUCAAAAGUUUGAGCUAGAAAAGCUGCUUGUCACGAUGCAGAAGGGUCUGUUGCUCCACAACCAAAAGUAGUAGUUUUGAAAUGAUCUGGAUUGUUUUGUCUUUGUGGAAUUAUUUGGUCCAUAUAUGAAUGUUAACUUGUACCAAUAGCAUUCAAGUAUCUACCCUCUUUAAAAACAGUUCAAGAUUGAAUAUAGUAUUUAUUUCAGGAAGACAUGGUAUAAUUUGUAUCCUUGACUUAAAAUGAUUUAUUUCCAGUCUCUUCCAUGCUGCAAAGUAAGUAUGAAUGCAGUUUUAAUUUGUUGAGAGCUCUUCAGUAUAUGGAAAAUCUAAUUGAGGUUGACACUCAUCAAAAUAUAAUUCAGCAAUUCAGUGCACAGGAAGCUGGGACAAAGGAAGCUGAAAUAAGUUAAGCCAGUGUAUAGUUGCACCAGAGCCAAAGCCCAUUCAGCAGUGAGGCAGUUGCUCUGCCUAAGCCUGGGCAAACAAAAUUAAGAUUCAAGGCAAAACCUGUUUCUGGAGCAGUUACAAAGCAAAUAAUCAAAAAGUGCAGGUUUUUUUUUAAUACUCCCCCCCCCCCCCAAAUCCUAAUUGCCACAUCCUAAUCAGCACAUAUUCAAGUAUAAGCUGACUUUUUCAGCACAUUUUUUAUGCUGAAAAGGCCCCCCUCUGCUUAUACUCGAGUGAGGUGGGCAGCGGCAACAGAGGGACGAGCGACCUGAAAGGAGCCCUUUCUUGCUGCUGGUCCCACCGCUGCUGCCCGCCUCUCGCAACGGCAGGCACAGGAGCCGCAGUUGGGAGAGGCGCUGCGCUGCCCUGUGCCUCUCCCAUCCGUGGGUCCCAUGCCUACUCUUGCAAGCGGCAGAGGCAGCAGUGGAGGGAUGAGCGGCCUGAAAGGAGCCCUUUCGGGCUGCUCCUCCACCACCUUUGCCGCUGUCGGCAGUGGCAGAGGAGGAAUCUUUCGGAGUGCUUGUUCUUCCUCCGCCGCUACCGCCACCACCAGGUUUGUGGUGUGGUGAACCGGCUUAUACUCAAGUCAAUAAGUUUUCCCAGUUUUUUGUGCUAAAAUUAGGUGCCUUGGCUUAUAUUUGGGUCGGCUUAUACUCGAGUAUAUACGGUACCUUGUGAGUUUUCUCGCAUAUUACAAAAUUAGGUAGCAAUAAGAGAUGUACGGUUAUGCAUCUACUUUAUAUUUUACUCUUUUAAAAAAAGGGACUUACUUUUUGGACAGCCAGUGAGCUCCCCACACAUCAUCUCAUGGGAGAGAGCUAUAAAUUCCCAUUUCAAGCCAAAUCAUGGAGCAAAAAUCAAGGCACAUGUAAUUUAGAUGUCUGGUUCUGUGCUGCAUAUUGCAGCAGAAUGAAUAAGCUCCAAGAUGCCUACAUCUUAGGAUUGUCUGUCCUAUAUUCUUUGGUAUGAUUCACUUUAAAUUCAUUCACUUUCAGCACUGAUUUAAUUUUGCUUUGCUUUUCAGAGCUUAUGAACAAGUUGGCAUGAUGUUAAAGGUAUGGCCAUUUCCAGCCAAACUAUCUAUAUUUGAUUUGGUUACAACUAAUUAUUGGGUGUUUGUCCUGUGCAAUGCUAAUCCUGUAGUUUGAUAAACUCGUUGGGUUUUUUUGUGGGGGGUUUUUUUUUUUUGAGAUUUUGAGUAGAUUUUGCCAGGUUGCUAGGUCACAUGACCAAGCUGAAAUGGGUUUGGAAUAAGUUUAGAUAGUUUCUUUCCCUGCACCUGGCUCUCCUUUUUCGGUACUUAUACCAGUGCAACUGAGCCAGGGUAGCAAGCCCAAGGUCUUCCAAAUCCAAACUAUUUCAUUCUGGUGGCUCUUGGGUUUCAAUUGUGCUGCUUGUAUGAUCCAUUUAUCAGCGAAGCCAGUACUUGUGAUCUCAAUCAGUACUACUUAAUUGUCUUAAAUUCAAGGACUCCUAACAUCUUAAUUGCCCUGUUUACUUCAAAGUAAUGUUAAUAGUAAUAUUAAUAGGAAGGUGGUUCCUGGUAAGGAAUUUCAACCUUUGUUGACUUGAAAGUCAGCUAAUCUGUAUUUAAAAGCUGUAUCUUUUCAGCAUGAAGAAAUUUACACUUUUUGGUUAGGAUAAAAGUGAGGGAAGGAUAUUUAGCUAACCCAUUAAAUAAACCUUUUCCAGGUGAUUCUCACACGCAUAGCCAAUGCUUGAACCAUCACAGAUCAACAACAUAGGAAGUUUUCAUAUUGCCUCAAAUGCAGUUCAUCUUCGUGAAAUACAUACAUUUAGAUUUAAAUCAUAAAGUGUUGAAAUAAAAUUGUAUAAAUGGGUGUUUGCAGUUGCCCCUAGUCAUUCACUCUUUGCAAACUGUACGAUUCUUGCAGGAAUUCCUUUGCCUUUUUAAUGUUUCCAUCUACUAAAGAUUGUUGUACUGAUUUUUAUCAAAGGGUUUAACAAAACUUUUAAUAGUUUCAAAUAUGCAAUGAUGUGAUAAAACUAAAUGAAAGUAUUAGAUAGACCUUGAUUUGCCGUUUUUCCUGACAAACGUGAAUCUCUUUCUUUCUCCUUUAGGAGAUGAAACAACAUCAUGAUGCAGUGGAAAUGAUUCAGAGAGCCAGCAUGAUGUACCUGGAGAAUGGAACACCUGACACAGCAGCUAUAGCCCUGGAUCGGGCUGGGAAGUAAGUCUGCAAACUCAAAGCAUUGGUUUCUUUUCUGGAAAAGAAGUUUGAUUUAUCUAGUUUGCUUUUUUUUAAAAAAAAGCCAUCAAGCUAAAUAAUAAUGUUGACUUUUUAUUUCAGAGUAAUAGAAAAUAUAAAUCCAGACAAGGCUAUACAACUUUAUCAGCAGACAGCAGCAGUGUUUGAAGUAAGUCGCCUGAAACCAAUAUAGUAUGUUCCCCAGGAAAUGUGUUGAGAAUGGCAGAGAAUAAAAUUUAAAAGGUGAACAGCAGUCAAGUCCUAUUGCAAAAGAGUGAAACUUCAGAUGUGCUUAUUAAAUGUCUUCUUGUCUCUGGUCUUUCUGACAGCACUGCUGAAUUCUUUUUUUGCAUGAGUCUUACUACUUUCAUCAGCAAAUGUCAUUUGCUUUGUAUAGUAUAUACGCCAUAAGAGUAGAUAACAAAGCCUAAAUGGGGCUAGAAAAUUGGGGCCAAGCUUGGCAAGCACGUAAACAGGCAAGCUAUCUGUCUUCACCUUCUCAACUCACGACAAACAGUUUUUAAAAUGCAAUGUUUACCUUGCAGGGCCUACAUUUAUUCCUUUAAAUGCUGCAACUUUUCUGGAAUUUCAUGUUCCAGUUAAGCUUACUCAGAGAGGUUUGGGUCACCCAGCUGAUAGAGCUGUGUAUUAAGGCAAGUAAACUGGAGAGAAUUUUACCUGACAAAUCAUUAAUGUUCUUAUAUGAUUUUGGUUUCUUAUCUAGAAUGAAGAACGUUUACGACAAGCAGUUGAAAUGUAUGGAAAAGCUUCAAGGCUUUUAGUCAGAGGUCGUAGGUGGGCAUCCUAACUUUUGUAUUCCUUUUUUAAAAUGAAACCAUUCUCAUGGCACUGCCAGCUGAUGAAGCUAUUGCAUAAAUUCACAGUUGAUCAUUAAAUUAUUGCAUGAUAUCUAGAUGACAUUCAUCCAUGUUGGGGUGGGGGAAUUACAAUUUCCUAGCUUGCAAACUUUUAAAUUAUCUUCUUGGGAAAUAGAUUCUUCCUGUAGAAUGGCAUCUACUAUAACUGACUUUCAAAUGAAACGCAUAUUUCAUUUAAGAAUUAAAAUGUUGUGGGCAUCUAUUGGCUGGUAACUGCAAAGUCACUGAAGCCAAAGGAGACAAACUCAUUCCUUUCGUGUCCACUUACCAUUCUUUAAAAAAAAUACAACAAACAUUGAAAAUGGGCAAAGCUAUCCCUAUCUCAGUAAUGUUUCAUUUAGCUCAGUUGCUAGAAUGUGAGAAUCUUAAUCUCAAGAUUGAGGGUUUGAGUCCCAUGUUGGGCAGAAAGAUUCCUGCAUUGCAGGAGUUUGGACUAGAGGACCCUCAUGGUCCCUUCCAACUCUACAAUUCUAAUAUUCUACUGCCUUUUCUUUAGAGCUGUAUAUGCUCAUUGAAUCCCAUCUCCCCAGCAGCAAAAUUAGUCUGGGUUCGGGAGAUAAAGGUCAUUCUCAUUGGCACUCAAUUAGGGCUAGCACCACUAAAACAUACAGAUCAUAAUCAUUUCUUCCUGUACAUCUGUAAUGGUGUCAGCCAUACAUUCCAUAUCCCAGUGCUCAUGUGGCUGUAUUAGACACAGUCAUCCAAAUGCAUUGCAGGUAGUAUAAACCUGCCCAGGCUUUUCACCAUUUCCUUAUACUCCAGCAUGUGUUUUGUAAGGAAGUGGUUCCUUCAGCUUUACGUUCAGUAUGGGCUCACUGUAACCGCACAUGAGCUCAUGUCUUGCUUGGGUGUUGAGCUGCCUUUUUGGAAAAUGGACAGUUAAGGAGUGAUUUUCUCUCCUGAUUCCUGCUGCUCCUUUCUUUAAAUGUACCAAUCCUUCUCAUUGUCUUUCAGACUAGAUGAGGCUGCAGUAUCUAUUCAGAAGGAAAAGAGUCUUUAUAAAGAUAUUGAAAACUAUCCAACUUGUUACAAGGUAUAAAGCCAGGUGGUCUCUUUAUCUGUUUCUGAAAAGAUGCUCUCUCUUUUUUUUUUUUUAAUUACUCUAAUUUGUAAGCUCACAUCUAAUUGAACAGCGUUAGAUGUAUUCCUCACUAGAAAUCAUACACACACUAAUCUCUAGUCUUAAAACAGUUGGAAAUGUUAAAAUUGGUUCAUGUUUUUGUUUUUUGUUUUAAAGUACUUUAAAAAAACAACAACCAUCAAACUUGGAAGCUGAUUUUUAAAAAAAUAUUGGCCUGCUCUAUAUUUUAUGUAGUAUUAUAAUUGUAAAAUCUGACAUCUUUGAAAAUCCUGAAUAUCUAUGGAUUGGGUGGAGUAAGUCUUAUUUUACCCUGCAUAACUUUUGUGCCAUGCCUUGGUUAUUUAAUUCGCUUGUGUGUGAGACUAGCAGAGUCUGUUGUUAGGUGCUAGCAGGGUUUCAGGUUCAGCUUUCACGGGACCCUGUUUAUUUUAAGCUACAAGCAUCUUCCGUGUACUGAUGUGAUCAUUGUGUUCAAUGCUUGCUGAUGAAUGUAUGAGGAGUACCUUCAAAAUUACAUCCUUAGUUUGGUGAAGAAGAGGCAAAGUAGCCUAAUGCCCAAAGUACAUAAUCUGUAAUGAUCCAAGUACUCUUAAAUAGCAAAAGGCGUAUUUAUUUUAUGUCUUUCUAUAAUUGAAACAGUUAUGGAGAGUUAUUUAAUGCUAAACUUUGCUCAGAAAAUAGCAGGCCAAACAUCUGUUGCCAAGAACCUGGUCAUUUUUCUGAAAGAAAAAAAUCACCCUUAAUUCUUCAAAGUACCUCUUUUUUUCUUUCCUUUUUUGAGAUGCUGACAUUUAUAUUUUUUCUAUUGAAUCCAUUAAACUGAGAAAUUAAUACUGCUUUGUUAUUAGAGAGUGAAUCAGUCAUUUUUUUUUCCUUUUAGAAAACUAUUGCUCAGGUCUUAGUUCAUCUUCACAGAAAUGACUAUGUUGCUGCAGAAAAAUGUGUCAGGGAAAGUUGUAGGUAAGUCAUCUGUUUGCCUGAUUUGUUUUUAAUUUUUAAAAGCAUAGUUGUGUUCUUCAUCAUCUUAUGCUCUGUAUUUCUGUUACUGGCAUAAGCGCUGAAUGCAGGGUUCGUUGGCACGUCCUCUUUUUGAGAAACGCUCCUUGCCUAUAAAAGAGUGACAAUAAAUUUGUUCCUUGUCUUAAUAUCAAAUUGUUACAUCUACAAAACUCAUUUGUUGGUUUAGAAAGUAAGCUGCUCAUUCAUUCAUUCAUUUGGUACUCUUAGGCAUUUGGGUCCCAAAGACUUUAUAUGAUAGUACUAACACAUUGAAUUUGGCUGGUAGCUGCCUGGUAGCCAGAGCAGAGCUUUCAGAACCAGGUGACACAAGAUUCCAUUGGGCUUGCCCCACUUACUAAUCUAGCAGCUUCAUUCUGCAUUAGCUGGCCCACUUCAAGAGCAUCCCUACAUAGAACCCAUUACGUUAGUCUAAGUGGGGCCAAGCUAUUCUGUUCCAGGAACAGCUAUAGCUAGCAAACUAGCCUACAAAAGGCCUAAGCACUCCUAGCCACAGGAACUACUUGAGAUCAACUCCUGCCAUUACAGGUGGAACACCUAGUUCUUAGAUAUGGGAACCUGCCCACCUACAGCAUUUCCUUCUUACUAGAAUUGAGCCUCAGUUUAUUAGCCGCCAUCCACGCCUUCUCGGCUUCAGUGUACCUCCAUAGCCUCUCUUGAUUCAGAUGGGAAUGGAGAAAUAAAGCUGUGUGCACCAUACAGAUGACACUAUGCUCUAAUUCCCAAAAUCCCAGUGGUUUAAUCAUAAUUAAAACUUGCGCAGAACGAUCAGAUAAAAGCAGUGUUAAAAUCAGUCAAUGCAUGCUGGUAUAUCUGGGUCUACAAAUGGUACAGUUGGCACUAAGCAAAUCUCCUUAGGGAGAACAUCUCAAAGAUAGGGUGCCACCCCCUAAAAGGCUGUUGUCUUGGUCACUUCCCAUCUAACUUCAGUUGGUGAGGGAAACCAGGGUAGGGCUUCUGAUUAAGAAUGCAGAAUCUAGGCAGGGUCAUAUUGUAGGAAGUGGUUGUUUAGGUACUUCUCAGGCCCUGAUUCUCACAUCUUCCAUUUUCUUGUUUGUACCUUAUAUGGAAAUUUAGUUUCUUUGCUUUGAGUGAAAUAAUUUAAAUAAUACUGCAAUUGCUUCAGCAUACCAGGCUUCAGUGAAAGUGAGGACUGUGCUGCAUUGGAGCAGCUCCUAGAGGGGUAUGAUCAGCAAGACCAGGACCAAGUAUCAGAUGUUUGCAAUUCACCACUCUUUAAAUACAUGGACAAUGAUGUAAGUUGGUGUCUCAGUUUAUUUUCUUAAGAAGAAUAUAUUAACUGAUUAUUUUGAUCCACAGGGUGUUUUGUACUGACAAAUAGUAAGUUGCAAUGCUAUGCAUAAAUGUGGCAUUUCCUGUGAUACACGAGUAUUCAAGUCACUGCCAAAGCUAAAGUCUGAAUGGGCUGUGGGUAGUAUCUUGUCACCUUGGUCAUACAACUUUUUUUUCAGAGGGCCUUUUCCUUCUAGAAAAAGAUUGGCUGUAACAUAGGUUUGUAAAUACUGAUUUCAAAUUGCAGAGAUGGGCUUUCCUUUACAUUGCUUGUGUUUUUAAUGACUUAAUGUCUUAUGAUUUUAUUAUUGCAAUUGUUAAUGGCUUUGUAGAUUAAAAAUUUGAGAUAAAAUAGUGAGAAAUAAUCACGGUGCCCUGGGACACAGAUGAAUGUGUCCACUGCUUUGUAUUCUGUUACCUUUCCUUAGAGUAGUAUUAGUGGGGUGCUGGCAUUUUCUAAUUAACCAUUCUGUUACUUUAUGAAAAUACUCAUAUUGACUGCAGAAGAGUAAGUUAAACAGGGCAUGUGUGCUCAACAUCUUGUUCUUGCCCUCUGCCAGUAUGCCAAGCUUGGCCUCUCAUUGGCUGUCCCAGGAGGAGGUGUGAAGAAGAAAUCCCCAGUUACUCCACAGGGCAAAGUGGGUGAACCAGGUGAAGGAGGUUCCCGUGGAAAUGAGGAAGAUGAUGAUUAUGCAAGUGGACUGCUGUAACUCCAGUACAACUCUACUCUUAAAUGUCAACCUAGCUGUUUCUGGCAGUGAGCAAUUCUGGAAGCUGCCGAAUUACCAUCACUUCAUUGCAAUCAGUAAAUUGGAAAUAUAACAAUUUGUCUGCUUCUGGGAAACUUGUACGGAAAGCAUGGUUGUACAUUUCGAAGUCUUCUUGAGUUACAGUCCUACAUUUUUUCAGUGCAUCUGCUUUAAUAAAGAAUUUUGAGUAUUACAGUCUUCCCUUCAAAAGGGGAAGUGGGUUUGGAUGAUGGCAUCUUCAGAUAAUUCUCUCUAGAUGUUUAGUUUCAGGGCCUAUUGCUUCAUGCUCUGAUAUUCCUUGGAGUUCAGGCAAAGGAGUGUUAAGCAUUUUUUUGAACAACACUCACUAAACAGUGUGGAACACCUUAAACUAUGUUGGAUAUCCCUUUUCCCAGAUGACCCUAAUAUUUUCUGAAACAUAAUGUAUAUAGAAGGUUUAUGGGCCAGUGUUGGGAAGGCAUAAUCAGUUCUUUAGAAGCAUAAAUAGUGAAAACUAGUUUUCUGAGUAACACAACACCUCUAUAGAUAAACUGGAAAAGAAAACUUGUUUUCUUUUGGAUAUCACAUACUUUAGUUAUGGAAUAGUUUUGCCCAUUUCUGGGCAAAAAAGGACCCCAUACUCAUUGGUAUGCAAAUAAUAUGCUUUUCAUAUUCAGAGAAUAUCUAACAUUAUGAACUUGCAGAUUUUCCAGGGAGAAGUAAUAUGCCACAGGAGAAGGAUCUUGAAAUGUGUUCAAUAACAUUCCUAGUAGCUUUCAGCUGUGUUGAUUGAACAUCAUGAACACGAUUCCCUGUUAAUCGCAUCCCUUGCCAUAGGGUAAUGUUUACUUUCACAGGUAAUUCAAAUACUGCUGUUUUGUCAAGUAUAGACUUGCACUAUUAUGUAUUGUGUGAGGAAAGGAACAUGACUGUAAAACACUGCUGUUUUUUGAGGUGUGUGUGUGGGGGGGGGAGAGACAGUAAAUUCUUAAAUCACAAAUUCAGACGUUUAUGGAGAGAUGUUUGUAACCCAGUGAGUAUAACAGUUUUGAACUAGGCCCACUUCCUAUUUUCACGGUACAUGGAAAUCUUCAGGGAUAUAAAACUGAAUUUGUGUGCAAUGAAAAAACAUUUUUACAAAGGAUUGCAAUGACACUUUCAGAAUUGAAAUUUGUGAAGUUGAGUGUAACUUAAAAUGCGUAAUGUCUAUAUUUUUUGACCUACUGACCUUUAUUUUAGCUGGCAAAAAUGUAAUGGAAACCCUAGUAUCUUUAUUAAAUGUUAAACAGUAAUCAGCACUUUCUGAUAAUAUGUGUUAGUGUUUGUUUCCCAAAGCACUGUGCACACUUCCUUUGACUAAGAGAGAAAAUGCAGCAAGGAGGAAGGUUUUGAGGAAUAAUGCCAACUUUUCAAGAGCCAAAGCAUGUGUUGGUUUGCAUGAAGAUGCUAAAAUGUAGUCCAAUACUAUGAAAGUAAAUAACUAUAAAUUAUUGAAUACUGCUCAUUUGUACACCCGGAUGUUGUGUAAACUGUGUUUUAUGCAAUGUGAAACCUGUACUUUAAUUGUAAUUCUGCCUGGCCUUUCCGUGGGAUGCAGUAGAGUAUAAAAAAUGUUGUAAUUCUCUACAAGAUCCAGCCUCCCUGAGACGAGGCUCUGUAAUUCAGCUGUAAAAAAAAAUCUUAAAACAAGAAGUUUCUGUGUGUGCUUUUAUGAUGAUUGUGAUCAGUUUGAUCCAUUGGGGUGCUGAAAUGUUAAUGGAACUGAAAAUAUCAAACCUCAGUGGUUGAGGUGAAAAACUAGUGUUACUCAAUGAACUGAGUUCAACU
Molecule: messenger RNA, 51831 nt
Organism: Podarcis lilfordi (Lilford's wall lizard)
Lineage: Eukaryota; Metazoa; Chordata; Lepidosauria; Squamata; Lacertidae
Source: the annotation of a GenBank genome assembly